Messenger RNA from Pelobates cultripes (western spadefoot toad), 88064 nucleotides. The record is from the annotation of a GenBank genome assembly. Lineage: Eukaryota; Metazoa; Chordata; Amphibia; Anura; Pelobatidae.
CUUCCAGCCUGCCCUGUGUGUGUCAGCGGGCUGAGCCUGACGGGAAAUUCCAAGAUGGCCGCGCUCAUUUGAACCAUCCUCCCUAUCCUUGUGUAUGCGGCUCUCUGGCUGUUCUUGUCUUUCCUUAUUUCGACCUGUAGGUACCAGGCAUCACCCCCAGGCCUCUGUCUAGCGCCGAGAGCACGGACGGACGAUUACUUUACAACCAGGUGUGGGAGAUGUGUGUUAUUAUUAGUCACUAUGUGUCUAUAAAUGGCCAAUGGGUAUUCAUGCUCACAUAGCUGUAAUUCUGUCAUUAUGGAAAAAAACAAUAAAAAAUAAAAAAUUGUAAAAUCAGUCACCUUGACCUGUAACAGCCCCCCUCCAAUAGUCAUUGGACAUUGAAGUUUAUAAUGAAAAAGUGAUGCUCACUCCUUUGAGUUUCCUUCAGUUAUCUAUACUUUCCAUUAUAUUACAAAGGUACACAGUGGCUGUUUGUAAGAAUAUGUGUUAUAGUGUAUCUACUUUAUUUUACCAAUAGCUGCUACCUCUCAAAUCCCCAGUCUAUCCUUUAGAUUGUAAGCUCAGCGGCUAGCUAGCUAAGCACUUUGUAUAAAAGAGCUCCAAUGGCUAGAUCUCCGUUUCCAGACAGGGCUCUGUCUACCUUUUGUGUUUUGUCUGCGUAUAUUGUACGUUCUCCCAUAAUUGUACAGCGCUGUGGAAUGUGCUGGCGCUUUAUAAAUGCCAGUAAUAAAUGAAUAAAUGUGUAGCACCAACGCAUUCCACAAUGCUUUGGGAUGUUUUCUUAAAAUGCGUCGAUGAUCAUAUUCUCUUUUAGUGUUUUUCAUUGUCAAAUAGAGUUCCAAACGCCAUAGCUUUAAAUUCUACCCUAAUAAAUUUGCUUAUUAGAAAAGGAAAAUAAAUUUGUUAAAUUGCCAUGUGAUGAGCAUAACACCAAACAGGACGUGAAAAGGUGAGCUUAUGCGUUAUAAAGAUAGACUAGGGUAAACUGAAUGACAUUGAUUAACUUGUUUACUGUUAACAAUGAAUCUGUAACAAUGUACACAGUUAUCGAGAAUAACAUUCUACAUUAAACACAGGUUCUGAACUUUUCCUUAUGGCAACAGUUAGUCCAAUGCUGCAUGUAAAAGGAUUUAUAUAGAUAUCACUUGGUUUAAUCUUGUGGUAUGUAAUAUUUUCCAGAAAUAAUGUGGAUAUUUGGAACCCAUGUCGAACAUCUAUGAAGAGAGGCAAGCAAUGAUUGCAGCAGGGGAUUUGCAGGAGUUUGUUCCUUUUGGCCGUGAUCACAGCAAGCACCACCCCAAUGCUCUGAAUCUCCAGCUUCGCCAGCUACAGCCAGCCUCUGAGUUGUGGUCAUCUGAUGGGGCAGCAGGCUUGGUUGGAUCACUGCAGGAGGUAUCAAUACACGAGAAACAAAAGGUAAAUAUAGCAUUUCUGAGAUUAGCUUUAUAAGAUAGAUGAGUAUAUAUAUAUAUAUUAUUUUUUUAAUUUGUAAACACUCUUUAAUGCUGGUUAUUUCAGCUUCAAAAAUCUAUUUGAGUUUUAGAGUAUUUGUUUUUAAAUAUGCUGUGAGAAAUGAUUUUCUUCCCAGUAUUUCUACAUUUUCUAUCAACAAACACAGUUGAGGGUAUUUGAAAGAGUUUUGGGCUAUUCGGUUUAACAGGAUUUGGUCAAAAUUGACAAAGGAUUGUCAGAUACACAGGGUUCUUCACUAAAGCAAGAAUUCAAAGAGAAUAAGUGUUAAGUUACUUAAAUCACAUAUUUUUCCAUAGUUCACAAUUACAUUGGUUAAGUGGAUCCAAUCCUUGUGCUCUAUAAAGUGAAGCUUCCAUUUUUAAUUGAAAUUGAACUUGCGUGUUCAAUGAUUCCAAUAUAAAAGGGGAUGAAGACUUCAAGUUUCUUGCUAUAAUUAUUUUGACUGCGGUCAUAUAGUGUGUGUGUGUGUGUAUAUAUAUAUAUAUAUAUAUAUAUAUCAAUAGCUCGUUAGCGUUUAAACUUCCUAUAUUCAUAUGGAGUAUGGCAUUCUCUGGAUCUUUUGGUAUGAUCUUAUUAAACAGGGUUCUUAAUCGAUAGAAGGCCUCAGACCAUAAAGCUUUUACAACUUCACAGUCCCACCAAAUAUGGAGAAAAGAACCAGGGAACUUAUUUCAUCUCCAACACAUCGGAGAGCAAUAAUUAUACAUCUUCGCUAUCCUAUUAGGCACUAAAUAACAUCUAUACAUUACCUUAAAUAAUACCUCGACCAAAUUUACACAGUGAAUAUACUUACAUCCUUUAGAUAAAACUGAGCUCCAUUCGCCUCUUGAUGGAGCUACCUUAAAGGACCACUAUAGGCACCCAGACCACUUCAGCUUAAUGAAGUGGUCUGGGUGCCAGGUCCAUCUAGAAUUAACCGUUUCUGCUGUAAACAUAGCAGUUUCAGAGAAACUGCUAUGUUUACCUAUGGGUUAAUCCAGCCUAUAGUGGCUGUCUCAUUGACAGCCGCUAUAGGCGCUUCCGCGCUUCUCACUGUGAUUUUCACAGUGAGCAGACACCAGCGUCCAUAGAAAAGCAUUGAGAAUGCUUUCCUAUGGAUUGGCUGAAUGCGCGCACUGCUCUUUCCGCGCAUGCACAUUCAGCCGAUGAUGGGAAAAGGAGGCGGAGAGUCCCCACCACCGAGGGAGCCCGGCGGUGAAGAAAAGGUAUGUGUUUAACCCCUUCCUCACCCUAGAGCCCGGCGGGAGGGGGACCCUAAGGGUGGGGGGGACCUAGAGAGACUCUAGUGCCAGGAAAACGAGAGUGUUUUCCUGGCACUAUAGUGGUCCUUUAAAAUCUUUUUUCCAUUCUCUGAAACUAUGUUUUCAGCUGCAGGGUUAAUCCUAGAUGGACCUGGCACCCAGACCACUUCAUUAAGUUGAAGUGGUCUGGAUGCCUAUAGUGGUCCUUUAACCUCUAUUUUGAGUAAGUCACUCCUAAAUUUGGAAGCAAUUUUGUUUACUUUAUCGUUUUUAAAUAGUACACAAAUAAUCCUAACUUCCUCUGUGAGCUCAAUGAUCAUAUUACGUACUAAGAAAUAUUUAAGUUUAAUAUAGGUAAAGUAUUCAAUAUCAGUCAUAUUAAACUCUUGCUGAAUUUGUAGAAAAGGCUAUAGUUUAUUUCUCAUAUAAAGUUGCUCCACUCUCACUAUUCCAUUUUGCAUCCACUUAUUUAAAUGAAUAUCUAUAAUAUGAGGCCUACGUCUUUUCUCUUUUCCCUAUUUAAGAAAUUAUAGACUAAUCUUUUUGCUGUCGAGUUAAGGCCCUGAGUGUUCACUGUUAUCAUUCUAAUCAUUUUACUUCCAUGCGAACAGCCCCCAAGAACCAAAGCAAUGUGUUUACAUAAAAUUUAACACAGACAAAUACAUUUACCACAAAACGCAGCCAAUUGAUCAACUCGAUUAAAUUGGCCUGAGAUGACCUCUCUCCUACUUUCUGGUUAGUUGGACUAAUUUUACGAAAAUUGGCUGUAUAACUCAAUACCUUUUUGGGUUUUUUUUUUUGGUCUCACUACUGGACACUAGGUGGGGGAAAGAAGGGGUCCUGCCUGGCAUGGCCACUGAGUAAUUCAUUUUAUGGGAAUUAUUCAUAAGUACAUUACAUCAGUACUUUAAUACAUAGAUCCAUUGUUUCCAUUUUCUCAUCUGUAAUACUACUACCAUAGUUUUUAUGCUUGUAAGGACCUGUUGCACACUUUUCCUUUCUCUUGUCUAAGCAAAAAACGAAAAAUUUGAGUUAACUGUACACCUAUAUAAUUAUAUAUUGGUUUGCUUUGACCUAUAUAAAUCCAUAUCCAACACAAUUAAUUCAGUAUCUUGUAAGAGUGGAUUAUUGAACACGUUACUGAAUUCUACUCAUUCUUCCAUUCACCUUAGACACAAGAAUUCUCUAAAAUAUGAACAAAAAAAAGAAAAUUAAACAAUGCCAGCUUCUCUAAUUUUUCCAUAUCGACUGAGUUCGAUACAAACGUCAGAUAAACCUUAUCCAUAUCCAUGUGUAUUCCAACCAUUUUCUCAUAGAAUUACCAUAAUGAUCAGUACUGUUUGUAUAAUUUACACCCUAUACCUAAAACCUCUCUACUAUUAACUAUUCCAACUGUUUAAUUUCUCACUGGGAUUUUAUGCACUGAGUGUCAUCUAUUACUUAUUUAUUUAAUACUACCUAUGAAAAAAAAACUUUGCUAUUCACCUUUACCCCUUCUAUACUGCCUAACCUUACUUUAGUAGGUCUACUAUAUUUUAUCAAGACUGUGAUAUAAAAAAUAUAAUAAAAACAAAAAAUAAUUCAAGAGUUGUGUGGUGCACUCAAUUCAUUUUAACAAUCUGUGAGGUAUUAAUAUUUGUACUUGGAUCUAUGACCUCCAUUUUCUCUCCUGUAAUAACACUCUCAUAGUUUUGUGGGCUUAAAAGCGUAUUGCUCACUAUCUUCCUAUCUAUUGUCUUAAAAAAAGAAAAAAACACGUCAAAUUGAAUGAGUUGACUGUACUCCUGAGCGGUUAUGUAUUUAUUUUUAUACCUUAACCCUUUACAUCCAUAUACCCCACCCAGAAUUCAAUAUCUUAUUAGAGUGAAUUAGUGAACACCGUACUUAAUUAUAGUCAUUCUUUCAUUCACCCUAGUCACAAUAAUUCUCUAAAAUAUAGCAUUUAAAAAAAAAAAAUGAGGGGGCUCCUACUCCUCCUUGUCUCCUUCACUCUCCCCUCUUCAUUCUGACGAUCAUGUAAUAUUAAGAUUUUUUUUGCCCAAUUUGAGAGUUUUUCUGGGGUAUCAAAAAUUUCCAUCCUGUCAUUCCAUAUGACAAUCAGCAGUUUGGGAUAUCCCAAACUGUACAUAAUGUUUUGUUUUUUUUUUUGUCUCAACAUGGCUAGUAUGGAGAUGAAUCCUCUUUGCCAAUUCCUGAUUAUACAGGAAAGGUCUUGACAUAUUAUAAUAUUUUAAAAUGUAUUGUCUAAAAUAGUAUUUUUCCUCAUGGACGACAGAAUUUAGAUUUUAGUAUGAAUUCAGUGUACUUUUACUAUUACGUCCCGUGGCACAGACUCUGGAAUGUUGAGGGGUCUUGGUAAACGAUGAAAUUGGUCGAUUAGUCAUGUGUAUCUUCAUAAGGGGUGAUGUUUUAAAAAAAUACUUGCAGAUAUAUCUGUACAUUUUCCUUUUAAAUGCCUUUUGGAAUAUUGCGGAUUCUAAUGUUGGCCCUUCUAGAGUGAUCUUUCAAGAGAGAUUAUUUUCUUUUCCAUCAUUGUGUUCAUUUUCUGCAGGUAUAUUGCGUCUCCAUCUUAGCAAAAUUAACUUCCAUAGUGGCUAAUUUUUGGUGUAUGUUUUUUGAUUCUUGUUUUAUUUCUAUCAUACUGGCUGCAAUGUCUUCUCUGAUUUUGCCUGCGAAUUUGUAAGUAAUUAGACAACGUUUCUUCUGUUACACGUGCUUGGACUUGUGUUAAACUUUCCUUUGACACACUGCUCUUAGGGGAUCUGUCCAUUCUCUAUUGUAGCGAUUGAUACUUAUUUUGGGAAGGGGAGAAGGAGCCAGAUAAUCUUUUCUCUGUAUUUGGAUCUUUUCUAUGCUCCUUUUUCCUUUCUUCAGUAGCUUUGAGGCCAUUAUUUCUGAACUUUUCUUUAUUUUUAGGUAUACUGUGUGUUUGUUUAUCUCUUUCCCUUUAAUUUGGAAUUAUUAUCUUUUAGACCUUAAUAUGUUGACCCAGGUCUAUUCUCUUGAACUUUACAGAAACCACAGUCUCUAUAGUGGUUAUUGUACCCCCUUGUAAUAUAUUAUGCCACUUUGAUACGGUUAAUGAAUCCGUUAUAGCAAGCAGCCUAACACGAAAAAUACAGUGUUUGGCAAUUACACCCACAUGCCGGCAUUUCAGCUACUUCCUCCUAUCGUCUGAUUAUUUCCUCCUUUGUUUAAACUAUUUACACUUCCAGCAGUACUUGGCUUUUUCUCUGCUUCUUCUUUGUGCACACGACUUUGCUUCAUGGACUCCACUGCUGUUCCAUUUCCCUGACUCACAGUAUGAGUAUUACCACAGCCAUUUCAGUGCACCCACCUCGCGGCUUCCCCUUGCCCCGUCUCACAACAUCUACGCAACGUGCGUCAUACGUCCCUCUUCCCGCCGUCUCUGGGGAAAAAAAACCCUGUUUUCUCUUAGAGGGCUAAUUUAAAGGGUUUCCCUAUAUUUUUUUCUUUCUUUCUAUAAGUCUUAGAUUUUCUUUAUAGUUCCUUAUUAGUACUACUUAAUAGCUCGAACCCUUAUUAAUGAAAAAAGAUAAGUCAGCUUAAAAGUUACCUGAAAAACCAGUGCCUGGCGAGGAUCAUCCACACUCUAUUCCUACAUCUUGUCACCAACUUUCUCUCCAUGGACCAAUCAAAUGCUUCAUAGAGAUGCAUUUGGUUGGACUGUUUCACCAGCUCAGAGUGCAUGCGCGUACACAGAGAAUAUAAUGGGAGAGGAUUUUUGAAGAAAAGAAACUCAUUAAGCGUACGAGGGGUCCUUGUCUUUCCUCCUCUUUCGCUCUCCCUUCAAGUUAGUGGUAUCCGCCUAAGUCCAUCCUUGCAAGCGCGUUGUCUUGGCAUCAUACUUGAAUCUGGCCUCACCUUUGAGCCUCACAUCCAGUAUGUUGCCAAAUCUGGUAGAUUCCAUCUUCAGAACAUAGGCCGCACCCGCCCCUUUCUUACCCAAGAUGCUACCAAGGAGCUUGUCCAUGCUCUAGUAAUUUCCUGCAUGGAUUAUUGUAACACUCUCCUAAUUGGUCUUCCUAAAAGCCGUAAUGCCCCCCUACAGUCUGUAAUGAAUGCUGCCGUCAGAUUGAUUUUCCUCUCUAGUUGGUCGUCUCACACCUGACCCCUCUGUCAGUCCUUAAUUUGGCUUCCUGUAUCCUAUAGGAGUCAAUUCAAAGUGCUAACCCAUACCUAUAAAGCACUGAACAAUUUUAGCCCCUCUUAUAUUUCUUCACAGAUCUAUAGGUAUGCCCCUUCUGUCUCUCCAAUCUGCCCGUGACCUUCUCCUGUCCGCUGCUCGCACCCGUACAGCCAACUCAUGCUUGCAGGACUUCUCGUGGGCAGCUCCCUUCCUAUGGAAUAGCCUGCCUACCACCAUUAGACUCUUCCCUAGUCUUCAAUUGUUUAAGAAGUGCCUUAAAACCCAUCUCUUUAGGAAAGCUUAUGGCCUCCCAGAGUAGCUUCUACCUCACAUACUUGUCUCUUGUUCUCUCCUAAAGGGCAGCACUCUAAUCUCUCCAACAGCUCUGCCUCACUCCCACCUUAUUUGAUUGCUAUUUCCUGUCCUAAUGUGUUUUAUACCCCACCACUUCUAGACUGUAAGCUCGUUUGAGAAGGGUCCUCUUUAACCUAUCGUUCCUGUAAUUUUUCUUGUAAUUGUCCUCUUCAUAGUUAACCCCCUAAGACCGGAGGGCGUAUUAUUAUAGGCGGCUCUAAACGCCGCCGGGCGUAAUAGUACACCCUCCGGUCUUUCUUACCCGGUCGCCGGCGAUCCCAUGCAGGCGAUCGCGGUUCGGGGGACUCCCAGGGAGCCCCCCGCGGCAUGUCCGACCCCCUGGAAGCCCCCCGGCCAUGUGAGAGUGAGGUCAUUGCGAGGGGGUAGCUGCCUCCUGCAUUGCCAGCAGGGGGCUGCCUGUAAUGACAGGUGGUCCCCCUGCUGGCUGAAAAUAAAAAUAAAAUAAAAUUAUAAGUGUAAAAAAAAAUAAAAUUAUACUUAGAUCAUACACAUAUACAUACACACACAUAUACUGUCUAGGUGUAUUUUACUAUUAAUAUAUAUAUAUAUAUAUAUAUUAUCAAAUUACACGUAGACUGAUACUGAUUAAAUAUAUAUAUAUAUAAUUAUUGUUAUAUAUAUAUUUAUAUAUAAUAUAAAAAAAUUAAAUAUGUAAAUACGUUAAAAAAAUUAAAUAAAAAAAUAUAUAGAUGUGUUAUUUCGUUCUAACUGUAUUGUGAUAUUAGUAGAUAUAUAUUUAUAUCAAAAUACACGUAGAACGAAAUAAUAUAUAUAUCUACAUAAAAAUAUACAUAUAUCACUAUAUAUAAAUAAAAAUAUUUCAAAAAAUUAUAUAUAUAUAUAUAUAUAUAUAUAUAUAUAUACACAUAUAGAUUCACAUACAUAUAUAUAUACAUAUAUUAAUUCUACAUAUAUAUUUAUGUAAUAUUUUUACAUAAUUAGGUAUCUUAAUUAAUUACAAUUAGCGGGACCUGCCUGACAACCCAUGCCGAAAGUAAAGGGAAUUUAAUUUGCUAGCACUAUAUUUAACCCUAUAACGUUCCAAGACACCAUAAAACCUGUACAUGAGGGGUACUGUUGUACUCGGGAGACUUCGCUGAACACAAAUAUUAGUGUUUCAAAACAGUAAAAUGUAAUACAAAGAUGAUAUCGCCAGUAAAAGUGAUGUUUUUUGCAUUUUUCACGCACAAACGGCACUUACACGGACGAUAUUAUUGCUGCGAUACUUUUUGCUGUUUUGAAACACAAAUAUUUGUGUUCAGCGAAGUCUCCCGAGUACAACAGUACCCCUCAUGUACAGGUUUUAUGGUGUUUUCAAAAGUUACAGCGUCAAAUAUAAGGCUUGUGUUUAAUUUUUUUCACAUUAAAAUUCGCCAGAUUGGUUACGUUGCAUUUGAGACCCUAUGGUAGCCCAAGAAUGAAAAUUACCCCCAUGAUGGCAUACGAUUUGCAAUAGUAGACAACCCAAGGUAUUGCAAACAGGGUAUGUCCAGUCUUUUUUAGUAGCCACUUAGUCACAAACACUGGCCAAAAUUGGCGUUUUAUGCAUUUUCCACACACAAACAAAUACUAACGCUAACUUUGGCCAGUGUUUGUGACCAAAUGGCUACGAAAAAAGACUGGACAUACCCCAUUUGCAAUACCUUGGGUUGUCUACUAUUGCAAAUGGUAUGCCAUUAUGGGUGUAAAUUUAAUUCCUGGGCUACUAUAAAGUCCCAAAGGCAACGUAACCUAUCUGGCGAAUUUCAAUUUCAAAUGUAAUGUGCUAUAUUUGACCCUGUAGUUUCCCAAAACGCCAUAAAACCUGUACAUAGGGGGUACUGUUUUACACGUGAGACUUUGCUGAAUACAAAUAUGUGUAUUUUAUUGCAGUAAAAGCAAACAGUAUUAUGACAUUGACAGUUAAAAUGUCAUGUAGAACUAAAAAAAAAAAAAAUAUAUAUAUUUUCUCCCAUUUUUUUCAUAUUAAAUUAUGUUUCAUAGCUAAAUAUUUGAUAUUAAAUGAAAGCCCUGUUUCCACUGAAUAAAAUGAUAUAUAAUAAGGGUGGGUGCAUUUAAUAUGAAAGAGGUGAAUUACGGUUGGAAAGACAUGUAGCGCAAAUGCCAGGUUUUGUUUACAUUUUGUUUCGUUCACAACGUGUACAUUUGGCUCCGUCUUUAAGGGGAUAAAUCCCCCCUCUCAUAAUAUUGUAAAGCGCUACGGAAUCUGUUGGCGCUAUAUAAAUGGCAUUAAUAACAAUAAUAACCCAUUAAUUUUAGUGAAUAGCUUGUGAUUUUUAAAAUAUUGACAAUAGGAGCCACUCAAUUGAAGAAUUACACUUUUGUACUGAAGUGACACUGUAGUCUUUCUUAGAUUCACAGUUUUAUUGUUUAGAAAAUUCACAAAAAUGCAAUGCAAUAAAACAUACUCACUUUUCAAUUCCUUUUACUUUUGUUUUGAACAUUCUGGAUUAUCAACUUCAGCUGUUAGCUGUCCUCAGACUAGAAAUAACAUAGGUAUAGUUAAAACAUUUUAGCAAAUCCUGUCCCUUACAUUGUACGGAAGUAUACAAUGUACUGUUAUGGGAUAUGUAGUAUGACAGACUGCUGCAAUUUCAUUUAUGAAUAGGCAUAAAAGAACCAGCUCUACAAGGUGAUAAAAGUUGCGUCUUUACUUUUAUGAGAUUGUAGACUAGCUUCGUGCUUUUUUUUUUCCAUAAAUUAAGAUUCAGUCAACCAUGGCAAAAGUUUUUUUUUUUUUUUUUUACAUUUUUAUUAUUAUUAUAUUUGAGGGGUACUAUCAGAGAAAGUGUGGAGUGGAAGCACUGCAUGCUCUUUUGUAGUGUUUGAGCAGGUUGAUGUUUGAUGUUGAAAUUUCUACUGCAAAUUAUUUAUAUCCAAUAACCGCAGUUGUUAGCAACGCAGUACAAAGAGACGGAACAUAUUUGCCCCAAAGCUCUAACUAGAAACUUGGCAUGUGGUAGUACUUGAAAUUCUACAUCGUUUACCAUUUUCUUUAGUAUGGCUUAAAUAUAACAUGCCAGUGGAUGAUUCACAAUUUUAAGGCUGGCAAAGCAUCAUGUGAGAUGUACUUCUACAACACACAUCCACCAAUUGACCAUCUUAUUUUUAGAGAUCAUUAAAAUUUAGUUUUAUAACUUUUACAGUUCUAUGUUUCUAUUGUCCUCUUGGACUACACAUUAGGGAUAGCUAUAUACUUGGUAAUCUAAUGGCUUUUAAAGUUUGUUUGGUAGAAACAAUUCUCAUGUUUUUUAUAUUGUAAUACUAGUAUACAGAAUCAAUUGGAAGUAGCUUCAUGACAGAUAAUCAGCAAUUCUGCCACUGGGACAUAACAAAAUAUUUAUAUUCUGAUUUUAGAAAUAGCUGUCUAUAAGCAUACUGUGGACUAUUAGUUUUAGAACACCUCCACGCACUUGGAAUUAUUUUGACUGGCAUGCGUAGUUGACCUCUCUGGACUUACACACCGAAUUCCUGUCUUUCAAUGUGCUUCAGGAAAGUUGGCAGCUAAGAAAAGGUGUUGGUGAUCCUGGCGACGAUGUGGAAUAUGACGAGGAGAUCUAUCUGGCUGGAAACAUGGUGAUUUGGAGCAAGGGUAGUAGAACUCAGGCUGCAGCAGUAUAUAAGGCAUUUACUGUUGACAGCCCUGUUGUUCAGGUAAUUAUGAUUUUUUUUUCCCCUUGACUUUUUAAUACACACACACGUAUAAGAAGUUACAGUAGUAUAAAAAAAUGUGUAUGUAAACUCAUUACUGUUUGUUUAACCUCUUUGGAACAAAUGAUCUGCAGGAACUAUUUAACCUUUACCUAAACGAUGAGUGACAGUUUUAGCACAUUGAUGAAUAAAAAUCACAUCCGGCACGUCACCUGGUGAAUGUUGAUACGGAGUGUCAAUGCUGGAGCAAUCCUGAUCAGCCCCGUAAGUGAUUAUUCCAGGCAUGCAGUGACUCUUAAUGAAUCACAUACAGGAAACACUGCCGUGGCCUGGAAAAUUAGUUAUGGAGUUGUUACCGUGAUCAUUGGUGAGAGAAGGGCUUAGAGGUGAAAACAAUCAACAGUAGUUAUUAUAUGAAACAAAAGCCUUAAGGGCAAAUGUUUCUUUUACUGUCUUCACAAUCUGGUCUCUACUGGCUGCUAUAUAAGCAGAAUAUUCCACGUUGUUAUAGUCAAUUUAAAUGAUAUUUUAUAUAUAAAUAUAUUUAUUAUUAUUCAUGCAGCUCUGCACUCAAUCUACUGAUUGAGAAAAUGCCUGCUGCUCAGCAACAGAAAAUAUACCAUCGUGAAAAUGUUAACUGAACAUACAACUGAAACAUUGACUUGUUUGGAUUUCCUUAAGUAAAGAAGCUUUAUGGAACCCUAGAGUGCUGGCAUUUGUCUUCUAUGAUUAUAUAUAAAUUUUGUUGUAAAAAAAAAUAAAAUACAUUUCUAUUUAGAAAAUGAAUCUGACUGAACAUUCCUAAACAAAACCCAACUCUCAACCAGUGAGCGUCAUCAGGCCGCUUCCAUGAUUAGCACACCCGGAACUCGAUUAUUAGUUGUAACCGUUUCAAGAGUAGUGAAAAUAAACAUGUUUCCCAGUCACAGACCGGAGCCAGGAAUCCAGGAUCAGUGCAGUUCGCGACAUCUCUACUGAAGGACUGUGUUUGCGCGCUAAAUCACAGUGAAUUUGCAGAACAUUUCUAAAACAAUAAAUGAAAAGCAGAAUGGUUCUUAUUCAGGGAUAUUGUAUUUUUUAUGACUCCAAUGUAACAGAUGUGUUUUCUGUUUGCAGGCUGUCUGGUGUGAUUUUACCAUACUUGAUCGGACUGAAAAUGACAGUGGUAGGUUAAUGCAAAUUAGUGGAACUAGCAGAAUAUAUUCGUUCGUAAAAUAAAUAUUUGUUCUUUUGUAUUUUCUUUCCUUAUUGCUCAGAAAAUGUUUACAGAAAGUGUGAUAUGUGCCUGGAGUAGCCUGCCACUGGAAGUAAUUAAGUAAACCAUGGUAAAUGAUUAGAAAAAGGUUCCAGAGGUCCAAAUGGCUAUCCUGUAGGACAAAUACAUUUGCUUAUUGAAAACAUUGAGGUUACUAAAGAGGUACUGUCACCUCUGAGAUUUUAGCACAGCCGUAUAGGUAAAUCUAUACAGGGUUGUUGUUUGUUUUUCUUUAAGUAAUCAUUUUUAUUUGCUCACACCAGGCAACACAUAUGAAUUUGUUAGCUCCUUCAUUGCUGUACUUAUGGUGCAUGCAUGUGUGUAGCACUACUGGAGAAAAUCGAGUACGUAAGCUCAUAUGGAACUUUAAAUAUGGGUAUUUAAGGUGAAAAGCACAUAAAGGUCUCUUAGUGGAUCCAUAUAUUUUGGAGUUUAUUGUAAAAUAGAUUGAGGUGAUGUUAUAAGAUGGAGCCUUGUAUAUGUAGAUGGAUAUUUGUUUUAUAGUGAGUUUUAUCCCUCCAGAUAAAGUGGAAAAAUGUGUCUGUAUCCUGCAAGGCUCCUGUAUCAAUGUCCAUAACACUGAAGGAAAGGAUUACAUUGCACCUUUGCCUUUUCAGGUAAGCCACGGGCUGUAUUUUGCAUAGCUGAAUUUUGUACAACCUUCAAUAUUGCUCCCGAUCUCCGUAGAUCACUAAACAUUUUAGCAAUAAAAUGACAGUUUUAUGCCCAAUAAUGGAAUUCACUUGGUAAUUUUGUGGACUUGGAAGGUAAAAAGAAUCCACAUAAAAGUAAACUUUCUCUUACUUUUUUUCCAUAGUAAUCUAGAUAAAUGAUAAAUACUCAAGUCCACCGACUUCAACCUUUAAAACAAAUCUCUUUAUACCACAAAAAGAGGGGGGGUGGGGGGGAGUUCUUCCUGACUCCACAAUGGCAAUCAGAUUUCUCUCUGGGUCAACAAUCCAUUCAUGUUAUUCCUGAUAAAUAUGAUGUUUUAAAAAAAAAUAAAAAAAAAAUAUGUAUACACAUUAUAUAUAUAUAUAUAUAUAUAUAUAUAUAUCCAGGCCUUAUUUAAAAAUAUCUUCAGAAAUGAAUGUGUAAUUAUUUCACAAAAGUGUUGCACACAAGGGACAAAGACAAGUUUGUAACAGGCAUUCUUUGUUCCAUGCUAGCAGUGAUCAGAAGUAGAAAAAGUGUAAAAAAAAAAUGUGAUUUUACUCAUCUCUCUAGUUUUAAUUAAAAUGUGACUUGUACUAGACCAGGAGUGCCCAAAAGGUAGAACCCCAGAUGUUGAAGAACUACAAUCCCCAUAAAGCUUUGUUAGUUUUUAGAUUCUAAAGACUAACAUGCAUUGUGGGCGUUGUAGUUCCUCAACAUCUGAAGAUCUACCUUUUGAGCACCCCUGCACUAGACCAUGUUAUCUCUCCUUUCUAUAUAGUGCAUGUAUGUUCAUUAAUGUCUGAAUUGUAGUGAACUGAAAUUCAAAUGGCAAUUCUUGGAGAGAAAAACAAAGCAAAAUACCUCCACAAUAGUUGCAGCUUAGCCACUUUAGCUACUAGUUUAGCUGGCAUUACGUUAUUGGGAUUUCAGUUCACUAUAAUUUAAACAUUAGUAAAUGACCCUGCAGAUAACCAAAUACCUCUCCAUCUAGGAAGGAGAAGUAACAUGGUUUAGUAAAAUUUUCAUGUGGGAGCAAAACCUUAAUUUUACUCGCUGCUACCUUUUUAACAGCAUGGUAAAGUAUAAGGUAAAUUCACGUUCAGUCUAUGCAGUUUGUGUGUUUUGUAGGAUGUGUGUGCAUGUUCCUUUUCUCCUUUGCAAUUCAGUAAGAAGGAAAACUAGCAUUCACACAUUUUAAAUGUUAUAUUCUUUUUUUUGUUUUAUAGGUAGCCAAUGUUUGGCCCACAAAAUAUGGCUUAUUGUUUGAACGCAACAGUUAUACUCCUGAGGUUCCACAAAGUCCUCCACGGUGAGCACUAUGUUUUUUCCUUUUGAUAUUUACAAUCUUAAAUUCUGAAAUUCUAAACAAUAUUAUAGGAUUAUGAAACAUGCAUCACAGUUUUUUUUUCUAAUCUCAUUGUAUGAAACUCUGGCCUGUCAUGGAUAUGUCACUUCAGGUUUUAUCAUCAUGCUCCUCGGCAUAGAAUUGGAAAUCCAUAAAUCAUGACUCUUUGGACAUGCUUGUGGGUUCGUAUGGGGUCCACAAUUACAUCUAGACCCAGAAGUUCUUAAAGGAUCACUAUAGUGUCAGGAAAACAAAGCGGUUUUCCUGACACUAUAGUACCCUAAGGGUGCCCCCUCCCUCAGGGUUCCCCUCCCGUGGCGCUGAAAGGGUUAAAACCCCUUCAGCAGCUUACCUUUAUCCAGCGCUGGGCUUCCUCUGCGCUGGUGACCUCUCCUCCCCCGCCGACGUCAGCUCCCGAGUGGAGCUUAACGCGCAUUCAAACAGUCCAUAGGAAAGCUUUUUUUAAUGCUUUCCUAUGGACGUUCUGCACGCUGGAUGCGCCUCUAGCGGCUGUCAGGAAGACAGCCACUAGAGGUUGGAUUAACCCUGCUAUGUAAAUAUAGCAGUUUCUCUGGCCUGGCACCUGGACCACUUCAUUGACCUGGCACCCAGACCACUUCAUUUAAUUAGAAACUGGUACAUUAGCGGACUUCGACGAUUGCUUUGAGAAGUAAGCAACACAAGAGGUUCUCAAUAGAAUCAAGGAAGUGCAUCUGAUGGAUGAUUUAACAGCCCGAAUAAGGGAUACCCACCAGUCCUUUCAGAGGAUCUGGGAGCCGUGGGAGAGUUCCCCACUAGGAAUGUAGCGUGAGGAGUGGAAUGUGGCCCCUCUCCCCCUGCCGCCCCCUCCCUUUUUUUACUUCCUUUCCCUACCAACCUGUCACCCUACUUUUCUAUCUUUCUGUCUCCUCCACACCAAUUGCUUCGUUACCUUGCCUCCAUGGAGCGCAAUGGUCAGAAAUGGGGAAUUGAUGUCUCCCGCUGACUCUACCGCAGAGACACUUGUAAUUCUUCUCUAGAACGAGAUAGGGAUAGCCCGUUAGCAGAAGAGAAUGCCAUAACAUAGACAAAAGGGUGGCCACGGUCAUAUGGGAAGGACCACUUAUGGGGCAUAGCCAACUAUUGAGCUGUCCUGCUGGAGGGAAUUGGUGGGAGGGAGAGAUACCGAUGGAGGGCCCAUGGUCCGGGCGGAGCAGAAUGGCUUACGUUUCGGGAGUUGGAGACAAACUUGUUCUUUUCUGUCUGUUUAUAUCGUGUUUGGUUAAAAUAAGAAAACUGGCAUUGGCAAGGAAAGCGAGAGAGGGAGAACCGGGGGACACAUGUGCAGUUCACGGACUCGGAGCUAUGCACAGUGGGGUAUAGGAGAGGAGAGGCGGUCCGCCCUAGUGUGGAUAGUGGGUUUGGCAUGGGAUGUGCAUGUGAUAUUUGUAACGGAUGUGAUUGUUACCUCUGAAAGUCAGCAUGUUAUGUCAAUGCUAACAGUUAAAUAAAGAAUUGAAAAAAAAAAAAAAAGUAAGCAACUGUUUCUAUUAACUUGGUCACCACCAGCUUGUUUUUUGUGUGUCCGCUAUUGAACACUAGUAGUGUUUUUAACGUAAAUAAACAUGACAAUAAACUCUUAUAUUUCAGAGAAGCUUUGCCGACCAUGUUUAGCAUGUUGCAUCCUUUAGAUGAGAUAACCCCCCUGGUUUGCAGAUCUGGAGGUCAGUGUGGAUUUCUAUUUUGGUUUUUAUUAUGAAAUCUGUCUUUCUUUAUGCAGCCAUAUUAUUUGCUUGAUGUUAACCCUUUAGAGCUUUCUACAAUCCUGAGAGCCAGAAAGUAAAUUUUUCAUGUUUUGUCUAUCUUUUUUUGUCUUCUUGCAGGUAUAUUUGGCAGCUCACGAGUGCAAUAUGUGUCAGAUAACACCAUGAGAAUUGUAUUCACUAGUACUGAACCUUCCAUUGUAAUGACAUAUGAUACAGUACAAGGAUCUCACACUGUUUGGGCUCUCCGGAAAGUAAAGCCAGAGGUAAGAGAAAAUAAAUGUAAAUAAAAAUAUAUUCAGCAUAAUUCAUUGUUUGUAAAGCAGUUGGUAGUGUUACCUCUAAUCAAUAAAGUAAGUCAAUUAACAGGCAUACUUAAGUGUUGGAGACCACAGUGAAAUACAUUGCAGACUUUUUGCAUUGUCAGAAACCAUUGUAGUGUGGAAUAGGACAGUGGUUCCCAACUCAGUCCUCAAGUACCCCUUAACAGUCUAGGAUUUACGGAUUACCCAGUUGUGUCUAAGGUGUUUUUAGAAGAAAGAUAAAAAAAACAACACUUUAGACACAACAGGGUAAUCUCUAAAUACUGGACUGGUAGGGGGUACAUGAGGACUGGGUUGGGAACUCCUGGAAUAGAAGAAUGCACAGGUGUACUUAUAAUGUUCCUGCAUUGUCUAUUAAAAUGUGUUAUUUUAUAUAUUUGCAAGUAUUGUGUUCCAUUAGUCUAAUCCUAUUGUUAGAAAAUUUAGAGGAUGAAUGUAAAAAUAUUUAAUAAUACCUCAUACAUUACAUAACACCUUAUAACUUUUCCACGUCGGACUAGUAUUUUUUUUUAUUUUAUUUUUUUAUUUAUUUUUUUACACUUUUAAUACUUUGUGAUAUUUUUUCAGGUACCAGUGUGCUUAUUAAAUAUGAAUGGGUCCAUUAUGUACAUUUGUGUGAACAGAUUAAAUAGCUGCAUUUAUGUCUGAUUUACGCAGGAACAAAAUUCUGUUUUGAAGUAUCCUGACCAACUCGGCACUCCACAACAUGGGAUGAUUAACAGUUCUCUGGCAGCUCACCUGAGGAGCGUGUCUAAAGCAGAUUCUCCUACAGUGUCUCCAUUCCAGAAUUACUCUUCCCUCCACAGCCAGAGUCGCUCAGUGUCUUCACCAAGCAUUCAGUCCCGUUCCCACUCUCCAUCUAUUUCCAACAUGGCUGCAUUAAGGUGAGGCGACAAUCGAUUAUUGUGCUAUGUUUUCUAAAAAUAAAUGUCAUUUGUUAAUCUAUGAACAUAAAAGCUCACAGGCUGUCACAUCCAUCCAAGUUUGGAUGGUGUAGCGGAACGCCAAUAUAAAAUCCACGAAUUCCGCUGGUCCAGAACGAAUCCACAGUCAAGCGCUGAAAACACCAAGGCAAUAUCCCCAACCUCCCAAUAACCGGACGAGACACAGUUUUGGGAGUCAACUGACAAUCCUUUAUUCAGCACGACAAUUUAUACAAGUCCCCAUGCAAGGGGUCUCCUGAGUCCCUUCCCAGGGGCACUCCCAGAGGGGACUACAUGGGGGACUUACAGUAUAACAUAUUUCUCCCAUCAGGCACUGCUGCACGAGAGGGAUCAUCCUCCCAGAAUGCACCGUUAAGGGGAUUAUCCCCUCGUGCAGCAGAACCGGCAAUCCAUAUAAAAAUACAUAACUUUUAAAAUACACGGUGGAUUUACACGAAUGGACGUUCGGUAGAUAGCUGGGGUCUGGGCGCAUCAUUCGUGAGAUUGCCGCUCAGAUCCCAGCCAAAUUAACCGAACGCCGCACAGAAAACACAUUUCUUACAAAACCCACAAAAGGAACCGAUUGCUUUGGGUGAACCUGGUCCUGAAACUCCCGAACGUCUGGGAGGCUCAGCGGUGUUCGUGCCGUCGAAUAACUAUUGGUAGUAGUAUGCGUUCGACGACACGGACCCGCUGACGAACAAGGGUUCCAAGAUGGCCGACCGCCGCAUGGUCGGUAGUCGAACGACGGCCACCCAGGAGAGCCUCUAAUAACCGAUUGCAACAAUGUUGCAAUCGGUUAACUAGCGCCACACGCCUCUAAGUGUGUGGGCUAUUAGGGGGUAUCGCGUUCGGUUCACGAACGGCUUUCUAAAGUGCCGUUCGUGAAACGAAAGAAAAUCCCCAUACAAAACCGCCAAUUGCAUUCGGCGGAAACAGUAUUACAGGUAACACGGAAAAUACAUUCACAUCUACAUAGGUGUACAGCGCAUAUCUCGCCCGACCUAGUGGCAACCCUUAAAGGCACAGUCUCUAGUUAUUGUCCAAGUGGCUAGGUUUGCCACAAUGCUCCCCCAGAACCAAGCCGGCAUACACAGCCUGAUCCCAACGGAUCGGCUUGGGGAUGUCCGGGGGAGUGCUCACAGAUCACUUCUCAAGGUCUGUUUGUCUGGACAACCCGUCGGCAUUACCGUUUUGUUUCCCUGGGCGGUAGUGUAUUGUAAAGUCAAAGGGCUGCAGCGCCAAACUCCAGCGCAGCAGCCUGGCAUUGUCUCCCGCCACACGGUUUAGCCACACCAACGGGUUGUGAUCUGUGAGCAAAGAAAAGGGUUGCCCAUAGAGAUACGGCUGUAACUUUUUCAGGGCCCACACCACGGCCAGGCAUUCCUUCUCUAUGGCGGCGUAGCUCACUUCUCGGGGUAGCAGCUUCCGACUCAAGUAGGCUACGGGGUGUUCUCCGCCAUCGACUCCGACCUGGCUCAGUACUGCUCCCAAUCCAAACAUUGAGGCGUCUGUGUGAACAAGAAAACGUUUAGUUGGAUCAGGAGCAGCCAGUACAGGGGCAUUGGUCAGAGCCGUCUUCAGCUGGUUGAAUGCCUGUUCACACUCUGGGGCCCAGACGACCUGCCGGGGCAGGUUUUUCUUCGUCAAAUCCGUCAGGGGUUUGGCCAGGGCACUGUAGUUGGGUACAAAUUUUCUGUAAUACCCUGCGGUACCUAGGAAAGCUAGGACUUGGGUUUUGGUCCUAGGGGUAGGCCACUGGGCUACAGCUUCAAUCUUUGCGGGCUCAGGCUUCUGCUGCCCGCUACCAACCCGGUGUCCUAAGUACUGGACCUCUGCCAUCCCUAUGUGGCAUUUGCUGGGUUUCAAGGUAAGCCCUGCCUCUCGAAUCCGGUCUAUUACUGCCCCUAUGUGUUGUAGGUGUUCUGCCCAGGUCUGACUGUAGAUGGCAAUAUCGUCCAGAUAUGCACACGCAUAGUCCUGGAACCCGUCCAGUAGCCGAUCCACCAUCCGCUGGAAUGUCGCGGGGGCGUUCUUCAUCCCGAAUGGCAUGACUCGAAAUUGGUACAAGCCAAACGGGGUGACAAACGCCGACUUAGGAAUGGCGUCCUCGGCUAGUGGAAUUUGCCAGUAUCCCUUACACAAAUCUAUGGUAGUGAGAUACUGACCCCUGGCCAUCCUAUCCAGCAGUUCGUCUAUCCGAGGCAUCGGGUAGGCGUCCGACACAGUUUUGUCGUUCAACCUCCGGUAGUCCACACAGAACCGGGUGGUACCAUCUUUCUUGGGAACCAGGACUACCGGCGAUGCCCAGGGGCUAUCUGAGUGUUCAAUAACCCCCAACUGCAACAUCUCUUCAAUUUCCUUCCGCAUAUGUUCCCGCACGGAUUCAGGAAUCCGAUAUGGAGUCUGUCGCAUGGGGAGCUGUCCCGGGGUUUCUACUCGGUGGGUGGCUAGUGGAGUGUACCCAGGUAGAUUAGAAAAGGUAGCGCUCUUUGCUGCUAUCAGUUCUUGUACCUGAAUACGCUCUUGAGGACUUAGCCGCUCCCCCAGUUGAACCCCCUGGGAGGGUUCCUUCUGCUCCUCCUGCUCUAACAGAUCGGGAAGGGGCAGGUUCUCCUGAUCUUCGGAGGUGGGCGUGCAAAUAGCUGCCACGUCCUCCGUCCGCUCGUGGUAGGGUUUGAGCAUGUUCACAUGGAGCAUGCGUCUCUUCCCUACUCCGGAGCAUGGGCCGAUCACAUAGGUGGUAUCGCAUCUCUGCUCUACCACCUGGUAUGGGCCUUGCCAGACGGCCUGCAGUUUAUCGGUGCGGACAGGUUUAAGGAUUAGCACCUUCUGUCCCACUUGAAAACUACGGUCUCUGGCCCCUCUGUCAUACCAACGACGCUACCGUUGUUGGGCGGCCUGGAGGUUGGUGCGCACCGCCUGGGUCAAUUCCUCCAGGCGAUCCCGGAACACCAGCACGUAUGGUACAAUAGGGGUCCCAUCUGCGCUACUCUCUCCCUCCCAAUGCUCUCUAAUGAGAUCCAACGGCCCCCGGACCCUUCUCCCAAACAAUAGUUCAAAGGGGGAAAAACCCGUAGACUCUUGGGGCACCUCUCUGUAUGCAAACAACAGAUGGGGAAGGAAUCGUUCCCAGUCCUUAUGGGUCUCUCCGAAGGUCCGAAGCAUCUGUUUUAGGGUACCGUUGAAUCUCUCACAUAAUCCAUUGGAUUGCGGGUGGUACGCGGAGUUAAUGAUCGGCUUUAUGCCACAUAUCCUCCAUAACUGCUGAGUAACCUCAGCCGUAAAUUGGGUCCCCCUAUCUGAGACCAUUUCCUGUGGGAACCCUACUCGGGAGAAGAUUUUCAUCAAGGCUUCGGCUACGGUCUCCGCGUGGAUAUUAGUUAGGGCAAUCGCCUCGGGGUACCGGGUGGCGUAAUCCACCACGGUCAGGAUAUACCGUUUCCCAGAGGGGCUGGGCUUUGGUAGUGGUCCUACUAUAUCUACUGCUACCCGGCUGAACGGUUCCUCAAUUAUGGGGAGGGGACAUAGUUUUGCCUUAUGGCGAUCCCCCCUUUUGCCUACCCUCUGGCACACAUCACAGGAGGUACAAUAUUGCCUUACGUCUUUGGAAAUCCCGGGCCAAAAGAAUGCGUGCGUUAAGCGAUAUCGGGUCCGGGUCAUCCCUAGAUGGCCGGACAGAGGGAUGUCAUGGGCGAUUCUUAGUAACUCCUGCCUAUAUUUCUGGGGUACUACUAGCUGCUUGGUUUGGAGCGUCACAGAGCUGCCUAUGGCCCGUUCCGCCACCCGGUACAGUAACUUCUUUUCCCAUACGUACCGUUCUCCCUCCCGCCCCACCUGGUCCGUGUCUACCCUAUCUCGGUACACCUGCAGUGUGGGGUCUGUCUGAACCUCAGCUUCAAAUGUGGUCGGGGUGUCCCAAGUCAUGUCGGUCAAGGGGGGGUCAUGGUGUCUUACCUGAGCCUCAGAGUGUGCGGGGAAUGCCGUGGUGCGAGCCUGUUGCCGGGUGGUUACCGGAUGCGCCUCUUGGGAAGGGGCCUGGGGAAGGAACGCAGAAGUCAUCGGGCCCAAGUCAUUCCCCAAAACAACAUCGGCCGGUAGUUUCUUCAUUAUGGCCACCUCUACAACCCCCUCCCCAGCACCCCAGUUCAAAUGCACUUUGGCCGUGGGUAACCGGUACAUAGCUCCCCCUGCUACCCGGACUGCCACUGAUCCGCCAGUGUGGGCCGUAUCUGGGAUUAAAUGAGGGGCCACUAAGGUCAAGGUGGCUCCCGAGUCCCGCAGCCCCUGCACUUCUUUCCCUCCCACAAAUACAACUUGGCGGUGAUGCUGCCGGUUGUCCGUGGCUUGCACAGACAUCACCUCGUACAGAACCCCCAAUGGUUCUUCGGUUGAUAGACUUGUCAGCUCCGAGUGGUCAGGUUCGGUGUGGUAGAAAUGGGCCACUGCCCUUGGCGCGGAGUUUUGCCGUACUUGGUUCCACGCCUGCCUGCUCCGACUCUGGGUGCACUCCCGGGACAUAUGCCCCCACUGCCGGCAGGUAUGGCAUUGUAUGUUGGCCCUGCCAUUGUAGCGUGAUGGCGGUGGGGGGUUUCCUGAUGGUGGCCGGAAUGGAGUAGCGUUGGCGGGUGUGGAGAUGGUUGGGUGGUGUGGUACAGCUUGUCUCAGGGGAGCCCUGUUGGGAAGCCCAUGAUGCCUUCGGGCGUCAAAAUGCUGAUCCGCCAACCGGGCGGCUUCGGUUAGGGUGAGGGGUUUCCUGUCCCUUACCCAUUCUUGUGCCUCAGGUGACAGUCCGUUAAAAAAUUGCUCCAGCAAGAUGAGCUGGCGCAGUUCCUCCAUUGUGGUAGCUUGGCUCGCCUGAAUCCAUCCUUGCGACGCUUGGUCGAGCUUAUGUGCCCACUCAGCGUGGGAAUCUUUCUCGGGCUUCCUCAAUCCUCGAAAUUUACGCCGGUAUGCCUCCGGGGUUAUGGCAUACCUCUCCAGAAUUGCCCUCUUAACUUUAAAAUAGUCCUUGCUAUCUUCUCUGGGCACAGCGCGAUACGCCUCGGCUGCUCGUCCUGCCAACUUGCCUGCCAGUAGGGGUACCCACAUAGCCUGUUCUAGAUCAUGUAGGUCGCACAACCGCUCAAAAUCCUGCAGGUAUCCGUCAAUCUCGUCUUUCUCCUCGCAGAAUGCUUUAAAUGCCUGGUAAGGUAUUUUCUGCUUCACUGGAGCGCAGAAUGGAUUGGCGAUGGAUUCUGCCCUGGAUGGUGACCUCUGGUGUUGCUGUGCCAUAAUAUAAUCCUGGACGUCCGCCAUCAGUAUAGUUAAGAUGUCCAGGGUUACUGGCUGGGGUACAAAUUCCAGCCGGGUUCUCAGUUCCCUCUGGUAUGGUGUUUCCUCUCUGGCAGGUGGGGGUGGACUGCUGUGCGCUUGGUCGCCCUCCAUUAGCUCUGCAAUCAGUACUGCUUUCGAUUUAUUGCUAGCGCUUUUCCCUCUAGCCUCCAGCAGCUCCUUUAGCGUCUGUCUCUUUAACGCCGUGUAAUCAGUCCCCAUUCACUGAUCGCUUUCGUCUGCUUGUUUCAUACGAAUUGCCUUUCCGUUCGGUAGUUCCUUUCAUUCGAAUGCGCUGUAUUCGGCUGUAGAGUUGGAUCCCGUCGCUUGCCACCAAUUGUAGCGGAACGCCAAUAUAAAAUCCACGAAUUCCGCUGGUCCAGAACGAAUCCACAGUCAAGCGCUGAAAACACCAAGGCAAUAUCCCCAACCUCCCAAUAACCGGACGAGACACAGUUUUGGGAGUCAACUGACAAUCCUUUAUUCAGCACGACAAUUUAUACAAGUCCCCAUGCAAGGGGUCUCCUGAGUCCCUUCCCAGGGGCACUCCCAGAGGGGACUACAUGGGGGACUUACAGUAUAACAUAUUUCUCCCAUCAGGCACUGCUGCACGAGAGGGAUCAUCCUCCCAGAAUGCACCGUUAAGGGGAUUAUCCCCUCGUGCAGCAGAACCGGCAAUCCAUAUAAAAAUACAUAACUUUUAAAAUACACGGUGGAUUUACACGAAUGGACGUUCGGUAGAUAGCUGGGGUCUGGGCGCAUCAUUCGUGAGAUUGCCGCUCAGAUCCCAGCCAAAUUAACCGAACGCCGCACAGAAAACACAUUUCUUACAAAACCCACAAAAGGAACCGAUUGCUUUGGGUGAACCUGGUCCUGAAACUCCCGAACGUCUGGGAGGCUCAGCGGUGUUCGUGCCGUCGAAUAACUAUUGGUAGUAGUAUGCGUUCGACGACACGGACCCGCUGACGAACAAGGGAUCCAAGAUGGCCGACCGCCGCAUGGUCGGUAGUCGAACGACGGCCACCCAGGAGAGCCUCUAAUAACCGAUUGCAACAAUGUUGCAAUCGGUUAACUAGCGCCACACGCCUCUAAGUGUGUGGGCUAUUAGGGGGUAUCGCGUUCGGUUCACGAACGGCUUUCUAAAGUGCCGUUCGUGAAAACGAAAGAAAAUCCCCAUACAAAACCGCCAAUUGCAUUCGGCGGAAACAGUAUUACAGGUAACACGGAAAAUACAUUCACAUCUACAUAGGUGUACAGCGCAUAUCUCGCCCGACCUAGUGGCAACCCUUAAAGGCACAGUCUCUAGUUAUUGUCCAAGUGGCUAGGUUUGCCACAGAUGGCUUUGUACCAUUAAUGCAAAGUGAAACAUCCACCUUGUCUGGGUGAUAAGAGAUGGUCCAGACUAGUGUUUAGAUUUCUGUCAGUUUCCCACCCCCCUACUUUUUUGUUUUAAAUUCAAUUAAUCCGCACAAUCCAGAAGCAUUAAGGACAAGGGUUUGCUGUGCAAAUCAAACUCAUCUCGUAGAGGAGCAUUAAAGGGACACUCCAGGCACCCAGACCACUUCUGCCCAUUGGAGUGGUCUGGGUGCCAAAUCCAAUCACCCUUAACCCUGCAAGUGUAAUUAUUACAGUUUUUAUAAACUGCAAUAAUUACUUUGUAGGGUUAAGUCCUCCUCUAGUGGCUGUCUAUCAAAUAGCCACUAGAGGGACUUCCGGGUUCUUAAAACACAAAAAGUGCUAUGCAUGAGGAUGGGGACGGAAUCCCCAUUGAAUAAUGCUUUCUUAUGGGGAGGUCUAAUGCGCGCCUUUAGUAAUCCUUUAAGAACACAAAUGGCAAAAUCAGUCCUCUGCUUUUUAAAAUUUAUUUAUUUUAGUGCAAUCUGCUUAUUUUGAAAAUCAAAUGGCUUGUUUCUCUAAAUCUUUCUUGUUUACUUAUUUUCAGCCGGUCUCAUUCACCUGCCUUAGGGGUGCAUUCAUUUUCAGGGGUACAGAGAUUCAAUUUCUCCAGUUACAGCCCUUCGCCAAAGAGACUUGGUGCUUCUCAUUCUCCCAACAGUACAUCUAGUGACUUUCUUUGUACAGAGACAGAACCUAUUGUACCAGAGCUCUGCAUUGACCAUCUUUGGACUGAGACUGUCACACACACCAGGUAGGAAAUGCAGUGCAAAGAAUAUACUAGAUCGUGUACCCAUGUAUGUUAGCAGGUUUGAAAAACAAGAUAGUUUUUCCUUACGGUAAUAAGCUCGUUUUUAGAACUCUUCCUCCGCUGUAAUAAGACUUAUUAGACUUAUUUUUUUUUACAUUCUUUAUUUAAAUGUGUUUUGUAAGCUUGUAUGCUACAGACUAUUUUUCUAGAGAAAUUAAUGUUGUUGGGUGAAAGCAGGAAAGCCAAAGAUUUGUUUGCUGCUCAGAUGAAAGCAGGAGUCGUUGACAAAUGAACAGAUCAUUUAUUUUAACUUAAGGGGUUGUUCCAACAUCAGGACCACUCCUGCUUUUAGAAGUGGUGGUUGUUGUAGGAGUCUGUAAUGGCAAUGUUUCUGCUUAAAAUGCUGCACAUUCAGUUUUGUGCUGGAGGCUAUUUUCACCCUUGUGAAUGUGAUGUACGCGUUGGUAACAGACUUGAGAAGUCUUGCUCUCCCCUCCCGCCUAAAAAUAAAUAAAUAAAAAUCUACGAGAAACAUUUUGAUUGGGCCACGGAGAGGAAGGUAGUGAAGCGGCAAGACAUCAGACGGGCUGAAUUUUAUGUAAUGUUUUUAUUUAUAGCAAUCUAUCAAGUAUUAUUGCCAUCUAUAAACUAGUGUACAAUAGGGCACUUUGAAGAAAAUUAAGCAAAGAUAGGAAAAUGGUUAGAGUAACCCUUUAAUAACAUUUCUUUUAACUUAAUUAAAUGUACAGAUUCUUUUAAAAAUAACAAAAGGUACAAUCCUUCUGCAUCCCAAUCAUAAUUAUUAUUGUUGUUUAUAUAAUGCCAACGUAUUUUGCAGCUUGUUACAUUACAGAAUUUUAGAGGUGAUGAAGGCCCUGCUCAAACAAGCCUACAGUCUGAGGAUUUUAGGUGGGCAGAUAUAUUUGACUAUAGGUGUAUUGCCCAGUGACAUUACCCCUGCUCUAACCAGCUGAUCUAUAUCUGGCUCAUUUGUGGUUUAUAAAUAUUUUUGGAGGGGGCGGGGCCUGACCGCAGAGGCGAACGGUCGCAGGAUAGAGUUGCUCCUGCUCUGCUUGCCAGAAAACACGCCAAAUCAGACCAAUAACGGCGGAUAGCUGACAUAAAAGUGCCACAUGCGGAGAGGUGACCCCAUGGGGCACCAGCAGACACCAAAUGAACGACCCAACUGGCAAGACACAGAGGAGGGACACCUGCGGCCUACAAGCAAGGGCAGCAUGGGGGAGGCGGACGCUCCCCCGCAGCCCUCCAAACCUGGCAACGGGCACAUAAGCCCUCGUUCCCCCCCCCAUGGACCGGCGGGGGUUAUCUCGGUCCCAGGAGCGCCCAUCCGAGACAAGGGACGGCGCAGGCAGACCGAGCUAGCGAAUAUCAAAAUGGCGGCAACAGCAAAUGGACGACCCGACACAUUUCCCAGGGAUGACACAGAGGCAAGGCUGAAUGCCAUCUUUGAAGCCUUCUGGGAAAAACUAGACACAUAUCAAGCCCUAAAGCGAGUCCCAAAAGAGCAAAAGCCGACACUGCCACCCGCACGCUCCUGCCUUCAAAGCAAUUCUCACAGAGAAAAGAAAGCAAGAACUGGGCGCCAACACAAAAGCGAAGGCCUGCCAAUAAAACAGACCAAGCCGAGGACACAAGCAGACACCGGCCUUGCACGCAAGCAUAUGCCGGCCACAAGACAGAGCGAGAGGCCUACCCCGCAAAGUACACCCAACGCUUCCGACGGCAAUACCCGCAAGACGGUUCAUAACCCAACUACCGUAAAACGCUGUAAACCGUGGGACCAACUGGGGAGGCGAAGAGUGGCUCGACACCCAGCCAGCCGAUACCGCGGAGCGACGAGAUGCACAACGAGACCCCAGCGAGCAACCCAGCAAAGGUCACAACUACAGCCGGAAAAGUGGAAAGGGACUCCUGCAAAAGCGAUCAAGGAACCAACCUACCUGCCAGUACCUAGGAGCUUUGCCAUGCAGGACUACCACUCAUACCUGGACUGUACCCAGUACCCGAUAGGUAUCGGCUGAACUACUCUGGGCACCCUGCAGGCAAACCAACCAACACUCUCUCGUGGUUAAUUGCUUGUCGCCUGGACUGAUUCCGAAACACAGCAUCUUAACACCUGCCACCUGACACCCAUCUGAAAUUGAUUAACAGCAACAGUAUGAUAAGCUUAACCUUCAGCGUAGCACACACCUAUUGUUUAAAGGGGAGACUUGCCUUCACACUACAGGGUUAAUUAAUGAAGCACUUGAUAGCCUCCCUUGUUUCAUAAUAUCGCCUAUAUAUGGCACGUAGCCAAUAAGCACAUACACUCAGCCUGUUACUACUACACUUUAGUGCAGACAGUAAACUAAUCAUAUGUUAUCCACCCUUGUAUAAUAGCUAGAACUAGCCUGAAUCAAUCAUUCAUACGUUAUUCUAUGUCACUCAAAACUAGCUAACUUGAAACACUAGCGAGGUUAUUUUCUGUUCUGAUUGUUAAAAUAAGCUACCUUUUCAUUCUAUAUUAAUGACUUCACUGUUUAGCCAAGCUGAUGAUUGUUACAAUUAUACAAAAAUGUGCAAUUCCUCAUGCCACUGUUCCAUUUAAGUACAUUCUUAGACACGCUGUUGUGGCGUAUGUCACUGCUAUGUAUAACAUGCACAAUAAAAAUAAAUAUUUUUGGAACCAAUAAAGGUCAGUCCUAUUGUGAUAUGUAGCAGUUAAAUUGACACUCAACUUCCCAAAUAAAAUAAAAAUUAAAUUCACUAUUUAGUAAAUAUGCUCACACUGAAAACAUGCAUGCAUUUUAUUAUCAUUGAGGCUAUAUCUAAAAACAGCUUGCAAAAACGGCAGAUCUCUUGUCUCAAGCCUUUUUUCAAGUACUCAUCUUCUAACCCAGCCCAGACUUCUUCGGCUUUCCAAUCAGACUUCCCAACACUGCUCAAAGAGAUGACUUUAAAAGUGCUCUGAGCAAUUGCCGCCGUCUUGAGUUUGGCCUCACUGAGCUAAACUACCAGGAAGUAACAGGACAGGUUGUCUGAUAGUUGGAGAUGUAUAAGAAGGCUAAUUUAUAAAAGUGCCAAUUUCUGUUUAAAUCGGUAUUAAAUAAAAAAAAAUAAAAAAAUAGGAUAAAAUAUUCACACACAGGGUUCUGGAGUGUCUGUUAAAGUUGCAAGGGCCAACGACCCAUCAAUACUGCAAUAUGCAGCAUUUUGUUCCUUGUUUUUUUUAUAAAAUAUAUUUCACAAUUCAACAUUAUAACCUAAAUAUGCGUGUAUAUAUAGUUACUUGUGCUGUUUUUGACGUUGUCGGUUUAAAGGUUGGACUACCAGCCAGAAUAUAGACACUGUUGGUUUUAUUUUGCAUUGCAGGAGGAAAUCUCAAAAUGAAAAUUCUUUACAAAUACCCACGAUUGGGGUGUUGUCCAAUUUUGGUUAUGUUUUUUGUUAAGUCUAGUAUACGUUCUACCAUUGCAGUUUGUCGUCCUAUGCCGUUGUAUGUCCUUGUACUGUGCUGCUGUAUAUCCUUCCCUCCCGAUAUGAUUGACUGCAGAGGAUGAUAACAUAUUUAUUCCCAAACUAAAAUUGCUGCUUUGUCAUAAUUUCUUCUUUUUUUUUUAAUAUAUCUUCUGCUAAAAAAGACAUUGCAGUGGUUGAAAACAUGCAAUUUAGAGCAAUUGGGAAUUUAUUCACAUAAUGAAUUGCAGCAAAUUGAAAAUUGGAUUGCAAUAUUUACUAAAAAAAAAAAGGUUGGUUAUUUUAGCCAGUUUUCAGUUUAAUUGGGUGUUUAGUGAAUAGACCCUGUGACCCAACGAGGUUGAUGAGUGAUUUCUAGUUUUUAGAGGGUAAACCAUCACAAUUUAAAGAGAGUUUAGUACAUUAACAACUGCAGAACCUCCCUGUGUUUAAUUUAUAGUGUCUUUCUAUUUCCUAUCAAAAGAGAAAAGAACUCUCAGGCAACGAAAGUAUUUAUUACAACGGAUCUAUGCGGCCAGAAAUUUUUGUGCUUCCUAGUAGAAUCCCAGCACCAACUACGGUAAGCAUUGGCCUGAGUAAUCCUACUGAUUUACUAUAUUACUCAGUAAUUAUAUUUUUAGACGAUAUUAUGUCUAAAGUAACUUUGUUCCCUUUUAGUUUUCCCAGCCCUCACAUUCUGGUUUUUUAUACUUCAAAACUAUUCAGCUUCACACGGACACCAUGACGAAAUAAACAAGUUUAUGUCCUUUAAUUAAAUUUUUAACUGAAAUGUAUGGAGUUCUCAAUGAAGGACAACUUUAGUAAAAUGUUUUAAAAUAUUUGAUUGUAUCUUGUCUUGCUCAAUCACAUUGUAAUACUUAAUAAAUGUUAAAUGUUAAAUGCGGAAAAAAAGAUGAUGUAUAAAUCACUGGUGAGUUAUGUGGAGUAAAAUGGUAACAUAGAAACAUAGAAUGUGACGGCAGAUAAGAACCAUUCGGCCCAUCUAGUCUGCCCAAUUUUCUAAAUACUUUCAUUAGUCCCUGGCCUUAUCUUAUAGUUAGGAUAGCCUUAUGCCUAUCCCACGCAUGCUUAAGCUCCUUUACUGUGUUAACCUCUACCACUUCAGCUGGAAGGCUAUUCCAUGCAUCCACUACCCUCUCAGUAAAGUAAUACUUCCUGAUAUUAUUUUUAAAUCUAUGUCCCUCUAAUUUAAGACUAUGUCAUCUUGUUGUGGUAGUUUUUCUUCUUUUAAAUAUAGUCUCCUCCUUUACUGUGUUGAUUCCCUUUAUGUAUUUAAAUGUUUCUAUCAUAUCCCCCCUGUCUCGUCUUUCCUCCAAGCUAUACAUGUUAAGUUCCUUUAACCUUUCCUGGUAAGUUUUAUCCCGCAAUCCAUGAACCAGUUUGGUAGCCCUUCUCUGAACCCUCUCUAAGGUAUCAAUAUCCUUCUGAAGAUACGGUCUCCAGUACUGUGUACAAUACUCCAAGUGUGUGAGAAAAGAGCCCAUUUACUAUGAAAGUUAAAGGGACACUUCAGGCACCCAGACCACUUCUGCCCAUUGGAGUGGUCUGGGUGCCAACUCCCACUACUCUUAACCCUGCAACUGUAAUUAUUGCAGUUUUUUAACAAACUGCAAUAAUUUCAUUGCACUUUUAACUCCACUUCUAGUGGCUGUCUACUAGACAACCACUAGAGGGCACUUCCUUUCCGCAUGUGCAUCAGGUCUCCCCGGCCGGUGGGCGGGAUUAGUCUCGCCCACCGGCCAACGCAAUCCCAGGGAGGAGGGGCGGCGGAGGAAGAAGCAGCGACGUGGGACAUCGUCGCUGCCUCUGGUAAGUUACUGAAGGGGUUUUCACUACUUCAGCACCCGGGUAUUGGGAGGGAGAGGGGACCUGCAGUGCCAGGAAAACGGAGUUCCCCUUUAAGGUAAGGGGAAAGUUAUUUAUUUUUUUUUAUUUUUUUUAAGACUGAGUCCAUUUAGACCUUUUUAUACAGAGAAAUUGAACUGUGACUUUAGGCAUCCUGAUAUGUUCAACAGUGAUGGGUUUUCAUUAUGUUUGUUUGUUUUCUGUAAAUCUCAGUGUUAUUGACUUUGUUUAUUUUUUAAGCAUGGUCAAGUUUGAAGAAAGCAACGACAAGUCACAGUUGAUCUUUGGUUCUCUCACUAGUAUUUCUGCAAAGGAUGCUGCUCCUGUACAGGUAACCGAUGUAAAGAACAAUAACACUUGUAUCUUCCAUGUGCAUUUAUAAAAGGAGAUACAAAAAAACAAAACAAUGUUUAAAAAAAAAAAAGCAAAACACUUAAAUGCCAAAACAAUGCAGAUUUUCUUAUUUAGGUUAUUUAGAUAGAUGUUUUUUUGUUUUUUUUACUCCUUCUGUGUUUACUAUUUUUUUUUUUUUUUUUUGUAGUAUGUAAGCAAGUGUUUACCUGCAAUAUUUCUAAAAGCCACUUUCACUCUAUUUAGAGCAUUGACACAAUGGUGGUGUUGGAGACCAAUGGAAACCUGGUUCUGUACACUGGCGUUGUCCGGGUAAGGGGUUUUAUUAGUUUAUUUAUUUUCAAGAAUUUAAUUAAAUAAUUUAAAUUUCCUUAAAAUGCAAGCUGGGCAGUCAUUACAUAAAUAAAUAUUUUUUGUGUUGAAAAGUGGGCUAGAAGUGGCAUACAUUUGGGGAGCCUCAUAUUUUAGCUAUACAAUCGGUUUUAUUCUGUUGCUUUUUCUACUGCUCAUCCAUACUGUAUGCCUGUACCCCCAGCAAGCUCUCUUCGUCCGAUCACGAUUGUAUGUUAUGUAAUGGGUGCAUACUGUCUUAUCUUUUCGCUGAUAUGUCAAACAAAAAUAAAGAAUUAAAAAAAAAAAAGAAGAAGAAGAAGUGGCAUACAUCAUCUAAUGUAAAUAAAAAGUGCAAUUUUUAGGUUAAUUAAAUGUUUGGCAUAAUUUUCUUUUAAAAUGUUGUAAAUUGAUUGUGUCAUUUAUUCGAACUACCUUUUUUAUCGAUGUGAAAAUAAUUUUCAACAGUUUUAAGUGACUGGAAACGUAUUUUGCAGUUCUGCGGGUUUAAAGUUAUCAAAAAGUGAUAGUUGCCUUAAUAAUUUUUUUUUUUCUUUCAAUUAAACAGGUUGGGAAAAUUUUCAUUCAAGGACUUGCUGCUCCAUCACUUGGCAUGUCAAACCCGAUGCCACGACCGAGCACGCCACUGGAGAGCAUCAGCACACCAACCAAACCACUGAGCAAGCACCUGGCUCCAAUGGAUGAGAUGGUAUGUUUUAAUAUGUUUGCUUUUGUCCUCUGCAGUAAAAUGCUUUUUAACUUUACGUUUAUGAAAAUCCAGUCUCAGCCCUUUUUCUAUUUAAUGUUUGAAAGACAUGUAUUACAUGUACAUCCAAUGUCUGUAAUAUCUGCAGGCAGGUAUAUUGUCUCCCGUUCCUGAGCUGCGGGAUUCCACAAGGCUCCAUGAAUCUACCUAUUUAGAUGACUGCACUUUCCAUUCGAUUGGCACUUACAUUCAUGCUGUUCGAGAUCCUGUACACAACAGAGUGACACUGGUAAGAAUGGAUCCUGUUUGUGAAAGAAACUAUUACCUUAUUAAAAAUGUAUUUAUUUUAUUUAUUUUUUCUCUUCCUCCUAUCAGGAAAUGAGCAACGGAUCCAUGGUUAGAAUAAGUAUUCCAGAUAUUGCAACCUCAGAACUGGGUGAGUAAAAAAAAACAAAAAAAAAACAGGCUGGUAUUCCUGCUCCUUUGAAAUGUAUCUUUAAAGUCUGCUACAUGUGUACUAAAAUAUUGUUUGCCUAAAAUUAUCCUCUUGGAUCAACAAUUUACAACUAUGUGUGUAUUUUGCUUGGAAUCUCUUAAAUGCACCUUAUUAAAUAUUCAGUGCGGCUUUAAGGGGUUACUACAAGUACCAUAACCACUUCAGUGAUUUGAUGUAGUCAUAGUGCAGUAUGAAUGUGCCUGCAGUAUGUAUGUGCAAUGUUUUGCUUAAGAAAUGCACAUACAGUAGAAUAGGGGUUGAAAUCUGUAACGCCAGUGUUGGCCGCAUCAUUGGGGCAUGAUUGGAUAGCACAGCAUGCUGACAUCCAAUAGCGAGGGGAAGUGACAUAAGCGAUGUGGAUGUGACUGCAGGAAGAUCUUAUCCUUAGCACUGAAAUGGACAUACGUUUUUUUGCACUAUUUAUUUUGAUAUGGAGACGUGCAGAUCAGCUCAGCAAGGGUUACUUUAACCAAAAAUCUAACAUUUUAACUACAUUUUGCACAGCAUGUCUUAACAUGUGCAAGUUUACAUACAUACAUGCCACACAAACUGUGCAACAACUUGACAAGGUCAAGCAGUAGUGUAAAACAAAUUCUGAGGUUGGACUGGUUGCACUCAUGGCCGUUCUUGCUGGAAGCAGUAUACGUUUAAACAGAGACUCAGCUGUAUGUAAUAUCUAACUGACUCACAGCUAGUAUUGCCUGCAGUCUUGCAUUGCAUUGAAAUAUAAAACCCUCCCUAUAUAGUGUUUUAAUAUUUUUUUUUGUUUUGAGAGGCUCUAAAAAAAAACCCCCCACAAAACAUCAAAGGAGUAGUUAACCAUGUACCUAGUGCAUUCACGUUCUAUCUUUGUUGUUGAAAUCGGGUCGAAUGUCCUCAUACUUUGUGUGGUAGCGUGGUAGCAAGAUUAAAACAUGUGUAGCCAUGAACUCCUGGUAUACAUAAUUAAAGGGAUCAUAUAGUGACAGGAAAACAAACCCAUUUUCCUGUCACUAUAGGGUUAUUAGUUCCCUCCCCCUUGCUGGCCUGGAGGGGUUUAAAACCCCUUCAGCCACUUACCUUAAUCCAGCACGGGCUCCCUCUGCGCUGGUGACCUCUCCUUCCCCUUGCAGACGUACACUCCCGAGUUGAGCUGAAUGCCGCGUGCAUUUAAACCGCCCAUAGGAAAGCAUUACUCAAUGCUUUCCUAUGGACGUCCAACGUGAGUUCAAUGUGAUUUUUGACACUGAGAAUCGAGGAAGCGGCCUCUAGUGGCUGUCAGGGAGACAGCCACUAGAGGCUGGAUUCACCCUGCAAUGUAAACAUAGCAGUUUCUCAAAAACUGCUAUGUUUUCAGCUGCAGAUUUUAAACUAGGGGGCACUGGCACCCAGACCACACCAUUGAGCUGAAGUGGUCGUGGUGCCUAUAGUGGUCCUUUAAGCAAAGUAUAAAGUGCAGCUUGUAUGAUUUUAGUUUUGGAAUGGUUUAUAUAGAUGGUUAUUUGAUACUCAUAUAAUUAUGUAACCUUAUUUCUGUUUCUUAUUCCAUUCAACAGUUAAAAAGUGUCUUCAAGCCAUUAAAUACAUCCUACCAAAAGAAAUAGCUGUUCAAAUGCUGAUCAAGUGGUAUAACUCCCACAAUGCACCGGGGGGUCCUAGCAACCAUUCUGAAUGGAAUCUGUUUGUUACUUGUCUUAUGAAUAUGAUGGGUUACAACACAGACAAGCUGCCGUGGACUCACAAUGUAAGUCGAUUCUCAUGGUUAUUUUUUGGCUUGGUUAUCACAAUAUUAUGGGAGUUUAUUUUAUUGUUCUGAGCACUAUCAUUUCAGAACUACCAAUCUAUUUAGAGGACAUAUAAGCGUUAUAUGUUUUGUCUGCCAUUGCUUCAAAUGUUAACCUUGCUUGUCCUUGUGGUACAGUCAAACUGGUCAAAUGUAUUUAUUUAUGGGGAGCAUGAUAAUCAGUACAGCUCACAAUAUCUGUUAUGGUUUCAGGAGUGGCGUGGUGCCCUCCCACAGUAAUUAGUAAAACCAUUUUAGCCUUGGCUUGACAACUACCUAGGAUGCACCAGGUGCCUGCCACCACCUCCUCUGAGCCAGUUGCUCUCCACCAAUGAGCUGAUCUUGCAUGAGAGGGCUUAGUUUGGUUGAGGUAACGGUAGCCUCUAGCUCUAGGCAAACUGGCACUGGCAGGCACCUUGCAGAACCCAAGUAAGUUGUCAAACUAUUCUUAAACAGUUUGACUUCUUACUGUUGGAGGGUGCCAGGGUACUUUGGGCAGUGUAACUACUACAGGCCGCUGUAGUGUUAAUGGUACAAGUUGGAGUAUUUCUUUUGAGAUUCAUGUUAUGUUCCAAUAUGUCCUGGGAAGCAUGAACAGAUUACUGUUUGAGUUUUUACCAUUGAUAAAUGGAAAAGUACUAUCAUAUACUUUGACCUUUGUGUAUCAACUGGUUGUUUCACAUUCAGAGCAUCUUCUCCUCUGAAAAGAACUUGACCACGUUGCACAAAUAUUUAAGGAAUAAACCAUUUUACCUUACAGCCCCACCUCCUUUCUAUCAAUGUUAAGUCAUCUUUAAUAAUUAAAAAUUUUAUUGUGUCAAUUUACUAGUUUGUUUUGAUGUGUGCCACAACUUUUAAAUGAAAAUGAUCAUUUGAUGCCACCACUCACUAUAUAUUCUAGCAUUAUAUUACUCAAACUUAGACUUUCUUGAAUAGGUUUUGCACACUGAUACAUCUAUCGUUAGUGAUAUCAGGUCAUAAUAGUGGAGGCAUGUAGUAUAAGAGAGACAAAUUCCAAUCCGCAUUACCCAGUAGAAUUAUUUUUGGCUUUCAUUAAAUGUGCUGUCUAGCUCCUAUAACCACUGUCUGCCCAUGCAAUGGUUAUGGUGUUAUUAGGCUGCAUACACCAUCCUCUGGUUUUUGAGUCCAUUUCACCUUGGCAAUAUUAAUUCCAUCCACAUUUUAAACUUCUUCAUUGACCAAGUGGAUCAGUUGACACAAUUUUCCAAUGAAUGGCUAUACAAUAUGAUUGAAAUUGAUAUUGCUCAUGCAGAAGUUAAACAUUUGCAUUGCCAGUAGAUGAGCAGGGCGACCAUGUGACUUGGGAACCCCCAGUUUUGGUCAAACAUUUUAAACAAGAACUGUGGGUGCCCACAGCCUAAUAGCAUCAUAAUCACUACAUCAGCAUGUACUGGUUACAGUACCAAAACUGCCCCUUUUAAGGAGGAUAUUGUGUAGGGAACAAUUUCACAACUUUUUUUUUUUUCAUCCUAGCUUGACUUUGAAGGAUCCCUAUCACCGGUUAUUGCUCCUAAGAAAGCUCGUCCUUCAGAAACUGGAUCAGAUGAGGUAAAACUCAGCCAGUCGGGUCGGUGUUAUUGUACUGGAGUAAAUCUUAGUUAAUUAAUUGACUACCAUUCUCAAAUACUUCAUUUCACUACCUAAUGAACCUUAUUUUUGAAAGUGUGUCACCUGUUAAUCUGACGUGUAUCUAUGACAGGGGUAGGCAACCUUCGGCACUCCAGAUGUUGUGGACUACAUCCCCCAUAAUGCUCUUACACCAAUAAUGCUGGCAAAGCAUCAUGGGAGGUGUAGUUUAAACCACCUGGAGUGCCGUAUGUUGCCUAUGCAUGAUCUAUGAGAAAGCUAUGUUAUCAGUCUUGCCCUUGGAGCAGCCAUCUCAGUUAUUUGCCUGAUUACUUCUGCAUGUGUGUUUUUGUGUGCUCUUUCUUUUCUCUUCCUUCGGCAAUAUGUUGGAUAAACUCCAUAGUAAAAUAUGUUCUAGCUCAAGUUUGUCCAAAACAAAACUCCCCAGAUGUUGUGGAACACGGUGCCCAAAAGGUAGAUCCCACAUGUUUUAAAACUACAGCUUCCAUGAUGCUUUAACAUUCAAAAGGCAUUGUAAGGGCAUGCAAAGCAGCAUAAUCUGGGGAUUUACCAUUUGGGCAACCCCAUUGUAGAACUUUAUCUCCCUUGGUGCUUUGUCAGCUUUUAGAGAAACAUCUGGGAAUCUUCCUUUUGGUGACCCUUGUUCUAGUGAUAAAACCACGGGCAGUUUUCCACUCCAUUUUUGUAUGGGUGAGUGGUAACUCUUGGUCUACUUCACGGACUAUGUACUAAGCUGCAAAGUAUGCUUGCACUUAAUUUGCAUGCUAAUUUUCCUCUUCUCCAGAUAAAACACACUAAGUUGAAAAUAAAUAACUAAAAAAUAAAAUAAAACACAUUUGACUACAAGUGAUUUAUUUUGGUCUGUGUUUAUUUUUUCACUUAGGACUGGGAAUAUCUUAUUCAUUCUGACUACCACCGCUGUGUUGAAAGUCACACUCUAGCACGGGCACUGCAGUUAGACCCGUUAGAAGUGCCAGCAGUGGAAGAUGACCAGCAUACCCUUAAUCUGGACUCCACUGCACUCCUCUUCAGCCACAUUCCUGCCAUAUUCUUUGUGCUUCAUCUGGCCUACCAAGAGCUAAAACUUAAUACUUUAAUGAGAGAAGGAAUUAGGUCACUGGUGACCCUACUUCUGCAGUUGGCUAGGUGAAUAAUCUUAAAGCGCUAAGUGAAACCAUUUAUUUUUUUAAAUAAUCCGCUGAGGGACUGUACAAUUUUAUCAACACACAUCUCAUUUUAUGUUGGUGCAGAGAUCCUGCUGUGUGAGUAAUCUUCUCGGUUUGCUGAAAAACAUUAUUCAGAUGCUCUAGUUAAGAUCUUAUUAGAGCUUGAGUAAAAAUCAUUGUCUUCUUCUUGUAAGGUUAAUGACCAACGAUUUGCUGGAUACCAUGAGCUAUUUUGAUAUAACACUAUUCUAAAACACUUUUUAAAGUAUACCAGUGUAAAAUAUGCCACAGUACCACAUUGUAGUUAAUAAACGAUAAUUUAUACAGAUUAUCACUAGUACAUAUUCUAAUUGUCUCCCAACCUGUUUAUUGCUGUGUUUGCUGGCUGUUUUCAUAGACAUAGGGGCUAUUUGUUUGUCUCAAUGCCGGUUAGGUUUAAUGAAAGGCCCUUUAUUUAUGAGCGCAUUUCAAAUCCAAAUGUUUUUUACACUAUUUUAAAAUUAUUUUCCAGGGAUUUAAAUUUGAAUGCUUACAUGGAUCUUUACUCCAGAGACUAUCCAACUCUUGUGAAAACUACUGGGCAGAUUUGUCGCAUGGAGCCAAGUAAGUUUUUUUUUUUUUUUUUGUUAAUGUUUAAAUAUAAUUUAUCAUUUAUUUCAAUUCUGUUCUUAAAAAAAAAAAAAAAAUUUCUGUGUAUAUAUAGAGGAUAUGGAUUAUUUAAGUGUAUGCAAAAGUGGGGUAAUAACAGUCUAAUUUCUAUGCUAGAUAAAUGGCAAUAACACCCACUUGUUACAGAGCUUAAAAAGUGUUUAUGUGGACUUAUCGGCAGAUCAUGUAGAAGGACCAGUUAAUCUUCAGAUAUUGACAGUAAAUAGAUAACAAAAAAUAACCUUUCGAUCACUUCCUUCACACUCAUCAUGCCUUGGAAUGAAUGGAAGGAGUAGAUUAGCAAAGUUCCUAUCGGUAGAAGUGAUGGGAUGCACACACAGCUGCUUUUCCACUGUGCUGAUGUUUAUAUUUAGUAUUUAUUUACUAUCCUACUUGUACUUCUUUUUAAAAGCAUGACAUUUAAACUUGAAAUGAAGAAAAUUUACUGUGAUCCUCAUUUGGUUACGCAUAGGACACCCAUUUGCACCUUUCUGCUUGACAUUUGUUUUUUAUGACUUGUUAAACACAUUUCAUAACAAUAAGAAAACAAAAUGGUUAUGUAUCCUGGCAACUUCUUAAUACUUAAAGGUGCAGUCCAGGCAGCUAAUGUGCAAAAAAAAAAAAUAUAUAUAUUUUUUUAAAUCAUAAUGUAAUUUACAUGCAUUUUAGUCAACCCUACAGCCUCACUCUUUCAAAUGUAAGAGGAAUGUGCGAUAGUAAAGUUAGCUAGUACAUUUCACCAAAUCCACUGUGCAGCGCAACAGCGGAAGUUAAAUUAGUACACACAAACCCUAUACAGGUUGGCUUUAAAUUGUACUAUCCAGUAUAGCUGCACUUUGCAUUUUAUUACAAACGUGCUAGGCUAUAUCUCUUGUACUAUAUAACAAUUUUUUACCUACUCUGCUUUACAGCCCAAGUUGGUUUUAUGAAUUAUCCUUCAUUUUUUGAGGAUGAUCGUCCACCAAGUAUCUACCAUUGGGUCAGCACUUGUCUGCAAGGCAAAAAGGCCCCACCUUAUCCAUACUUGCCUGGCAUCUGCGAGAGAAGCAAGCUCGUAGUUCUGGUAAAUUUCUCCCCUGUAACGUAUUGUGCAGUGUCAACUUAAAAGAGAACCAUGACAAUGAUGUUGGUUUACUUGUACAACCAUUUGUGUGCAGGUGCAAUUUUCAUUGGGGACAAAAACACUUUACUGGCUGUCACUCAGACUACCAAAGUGUUUUUCCUCUGCUUUUGUUACCACCACAGAGCUAACUCUGGACUAGCGGGUGCCUGCUUUCUCCUAUCACAGUGAUCUGUAUUACAGCUCAUUGAGAAGCAUAGGAAAGUCUUCUAUACUGAAAGUCUGUGCGUGGGAAAGAGGGAAGAACAUACAAAGGCUGCAGACAGCAAGUCUGUAGCUUUUGCAAGCUGUUUUUUCAUAUAUCCCCCAAAGAAAACAUGCAGGUGAAAAUGUAUGAAUGUUUUUGGAAAGGACAUGUCUACCGAUUUGUUACAUAUUCAAUGGAGUAUGUCUUUAACUGUGUAGUUUUCUGCUAGGUUACAGUUUUUUUUUUUUUUUUUUAAGGAGUACUAAACCUUUUAAAUGCAUAAUCCCUCAUUUUUGCCAUCAGUAUUAUAAGAUCAUAUGUAUUUACUCUUUGGGUACAUUAGAUCCUGAAAUUGUACUUCGAGUAAAAUGAUCCCUGGUGACUAUACUGAAUAAUUCAUUUCCUUAGAUGCCUUUUCAGGGUUGCAUGCCCUGGUUGUCAUGGUUCAUGAACCAUUACCUUUGGAAGGCUGUUCUUUCUGAUCUAUAUGUAAGCAGUCGAUUGUGCUAUUGUCUUUUUCUUUUCUUUUUUUUUUUUUUCUUCUUCUUUCAGUGGAUGUUGAAGGUGUGAAAUAUUUAUGCAUGGUCUUACAGGGGCUCUCUAAGCUCCCUAUACAACUUUAAUGGUUAUGGUGACAGCAUGCUCCUGGUUCCAUAUCCCAGUUAUGUAUCAAACAGUUUAUUUAGCUGUUUAACGCAAACCAAGACCAGGACCCUUACUCAGCAUAUUACGAUUUCAGAAGUUACUCUUUGCAUUAGUAAUGCCAGUUUCUGUCAGAUUUGAAUGCCAUUGGUGUUCUAGGUGUGUCAGCUGAUGCUCUCAGCCAAUCAGUGCCCUCCAAAUCUGGACACAAUUGAUAUUGCUAUUAGUAACAUGCCAACUGAGGGACUGUGGCACAGGCACCUGGACAACCUGCAAUUUGUGUGAAACCACUAAAACAAUUUGACACAGAAUCUGAGGAAUGGCACCAAGAGCAUUCCUGCAUUGUAACCACUACAGUAAUGGUUAUGAUACUUCGAAUGGCCGUAUAAAUAUCACUGUUCUGCAUCUGAUCAAUAUAAAUGUGGCAGAACAUAAAUCACUUGAUGGAUUAUAAAUCUUGACCCAUUUUGUCCCCAUAUAAUACUAUGUUUGCUAUUAGGCUAAUUUAUAGACGUACCUAUAACACUAUACUUUUAUGUGUAUAUAUUCUAUUCAGAGUGUCGCUUUAUAUAUACUUGGAGAUGAGAGCUCGGUGACACGGGAACCAUCCAAGUACCUGUCUAAAAUUACAGCAGGUAAAUACUAUAGAGAUCUUAGAUAUAGCAAAUGACCAACCUACUGUACAAACAUUGCAAUUCUGUUAACAUAUGUGGGGACUUGUUUACCUUUCCAGGACAAAGAAAGCAGCAACAGGAAGAUGAAAGGAGGUAUGGAAUUAAUUAUUACUUAGCCUUUGUUGCUCUAGGACCAUUCAAGAAUAAGAACUAAUAAUAAUUAGCAAGUGCUUAUUUUCACUUUGAAGGAGAUUCAUUCUUCAUAAUGUUAUUUUACCUCAUUGUAUAUUAUUGAUUAGCUUCUAUCUUAACCUCUUCACUACCGAGCACUUUUUGAUUGAGAAAAUAUUAGUACAACAUUUAUUUGAAACAAGAGAUGCAUAGCUAGCAAAUAUAUCACAACAGGGCAAUUUUUUUAUAGAUUGCUUUGCAGACAAACUUAAAAAUGUAAGUUUUAUUUUUUACUUAUUUGUUUCUUUUUUUUUUUUUAAAUGUAUUUAUUUUUAAUUCAUUUUUUAAUUAAAAAUAUAUUUGGGAAACAAUAAAGCUUUAGACUGUAAACAAUGUCCUUUAUCUUGCAAUAUUUCACGCAGGUUCUGAAAUGUUAGUAUAAAAGCAAAAGUGCAAUUUUUCUCACAAACAUUAACUGUGACAAAAAUGUAUACAUAAAUAUGGUACAAUACUUUGCUUAUAGGUAUUUGAAGGAAGGCAUUACUAGCAGUACAGCUUACUAAAAAUUGCAACAGAAUGUAAAACUGUCUGCAAAUGAGCACAAUGCCCACAUACAGUGAAUACAGUUAAAACCUAUAUUUCUAAAAUAAGCGUAUUUAAAACUGCUUUCAAUUUUAAUUAAUUUGUAGAGUUCAUUCACACAACCCUUCCUGACUCUAGGAUUAAUAUGACCCAUUGAAACUUCCUAUACUGUUUGAAACUAUAUUUUCUGGUCUCUGCAUUUUAAAAGCACCGGGCCACCAUGUUACAUUGUUUCCCAUAAUGUCAUUUUACUCCUGUAGCUUGUCUCAAAUGCCUCAAAAUUGUAUUUCUGCACAUAGCACGUGCUUUUUUUCUAAAUCUAGAGUGAGAGUUGCAUGUCUUCCACUUCCUGUAUUAACAUACAGGACAUUGGUUACACUUGCUUAGAAUAUUGACCUGACAGGGUUGUGAAUGAGCAUUUGUAUGAUUCUAAAUUGGAAGACAGACUUUUGUUGUCCUCCCCUUGGAAAAACGCUUUUAGAUAGAAGAAAGCUCUUUUUUUCAGCCCAACUAAAGCCACUGCAGUUGUUUUUUCCAUACAAAUAAUAUAUAAAUAUUAUAAUGCUGAAAGAGUGAUUCACUGUUACCUAAACUGGGAUUUGAUAAUUAUUUUGACAGGUACAGUCUGAAACCCUGCCCCACUGUUUCCAGCCUAUCUGAAAAGCUUGUGGUCUGGAUGACCAAUAUAGGUGAGCAGCACAUUUGACUUAAAUGUUGCAGAUCCUUUUUUGAGUUUUCACACAAUUUCUACUUAGUUUAAUUCCCUUCAUCUGCACUCAUACAGGUGGAAUUAGAGGGAUUGUGUGCUAAAAAUAAGUGUUACAAUGUUUUUCAUAACAGGACUAUUUCCAUGUCAGAUGAUUGCAAGAAAAUAGGGUCUUAUCUUGAAAAUUUAAGGUGUCUUUAAAAAAAUAAAAUAAAAAGUUCUAUUUAAAGGCACACUGCAUUUCUCUAAAGCACAUUAGGUUGCUGCAGUAUUUUGGGUUUAAUUGCAUGUCCCUGGAGUUUUUUUUUUUUUUUAUAAAAAAAUGCUGAUUUCAAGAGAAAUAUACACUUUUUCUUUUAAAUGACCUUGGUAACACUGCCUGACUGUCAGCAAGACAGCUGGAAUGAUUCCCUGCUUCACUUUCUAUGGACUGUCAUGCUGAAUCGUUGUACUAUCAAUUGCCAAGCUUGCUCCCUAUGUCCUCAAUAUUUCUCUUUGAGAAGCAUUUGAUUGCAGAGAGACCAUCAGUAGAUGGUCUCACCAUAGGUAGUUUGGACUGGAGAACAGACAUGGUUUUGACACUGGGCACACUAAAUCUAAAAUAAAAUAGGAACACUUCAAUGUUAAAAAUAAAUAUAUGUAUUUUUAAUGUUGCAGUGUUCCUUUAAGACCUUUUUGGUUACGCAUUUAGCUGAGGAAAUCAUUACCAAAUGGGAAUUUGAAAAUAGUUUUUUACCUGAAGUUAAAAAAAUUAGCAGGUUUUGAUGAAUCUACUUUUAAUAGGAGUAUGUUCUCAGAAAAUACAAUAUUUUAGAUUUAGUUUUGGAUGGGUAGGUUGGGAUGUGCACUCAAAAUAACCUGUUAUAAAAGUUGAUCUAAAAUAUGCACAGUCUAUUUUACAGUGUUUCUCCUAUAUCUGUUAUUUUAAAUCUAAGGUUUUACACUACGGGAUCUGGAAUCUCUGCCUUUUGGUGUUGCUCUACCCAUAAGACAUGCAGUUUAUCAAUGUCGACAGCAGCCUGCUUCUGAUUGGCCAGAAGCAGUCUGCCUUCUCAUAGGACGCCAAGACCUUUCUAAACAAGCUUGUGAUGGAAACUUGCCAAAGACCAAGUCAGUGGUAAGGUGUUCAGAGUCUAAUGCUUAAAAAAACCAAAUCAGGAUUGUAGCAUAUAGAUUUAAUUCCUAAACUCCACCCAUGGUCCCUAUGGCUUAUGGCAGGAGGCAGAGGUAUUAAAGAAUAACUACAGUCAGCUGGUACAUUUACAUGCAUUCAUCAAUUCUGAAGAAACCUUUAUUGAUGGAUGGAAGAGAAGAAUGUAACCAGAGUUUUACUAAGGCAUAAAGGGCUGCUAAGGCUAUCUUGAGUAAUAACUUAAUUUCAUUUUCCUGCACGGUUAAACUGUCAGUAGACGUGGAAAGUAAAUUAUGUCAAUGGGUUGAAUGGCACAUGUUUACCCAGUACAUCUUUUAGCAGUUUAUUAUUUUUUACUUUGACUUUUGUAAACGUUACCUGUAAUGUUUUAUAUUUGCCUCAUAUUUGCCUUAUUCAUCAUCUCAGCUUUAAUGCCAGUGAUUACAUCUGAAGCUCAUAGUUUCCUUUUUUUUUUUUUCUGUAUAAUUUUUGCUGAACAUGUAGAUAUACAUCAAUUUACAGGUGUACCACAAGUUAUUUUGCUGCACGUACAUUUAGGUCUGUAGCUAUUUGGACACUGAUUAAAUUUUCUUAAUUUUGGCUCUGUACGCCACAACAAUGGAUUUGAAUUGAAACAACCACGAUGCAAUUAAAGUGCAAACUUUAUGCUUUCAAGGGGUUGAACAAAAAUAAGGAAUAGCAAUCAUUUUUCAUACACAGUCCCCUUAUUGCAGGGGCUCAAAUGGAAUUUGACAAAUUUAACACACUCAUAAAGAAAAUGUAAAUCUUUAACACUUUAAGAUUCCUUUUUAGGUAAUGACUGCUUGAAUUCUGAAACACAUGGACAAUCAAAAUUGAUGAUUUGCCUUUACUGUUUGUAGCGUUUCUUCAAUUGUUUAUUCUUUCUGCCUUGAGUUCUGCCUUCAGCUAAACCUGGGUCAAUCAGGUUGAGAUCAGUCGAUUGACUCAGCCAUUGCAGAAUACGCCACUUCUUUGCUUUAAACUCCUGGGUUGCUUUUGUAGUACGUUUUGGAUCAUUAUCCCUCUGUAAAGUGAAAAGUUGCCCAAUCAACUUCACUGAAUUUGGCUGAGUACGAGCAGCCAAAAAAAGGACAUAGACUUAGAAUUCAUCCGGCUGCUUCUGUCACAUCAUCAAUAAAUACUAGUGACCCAGUGUCAUUGGAAGCCAUGCAUGCCAAUGCCAUCACACUUUUUCUUUACCAUGGAAAGGGUCCUCUGAUCAUCCACCACUGUUGUCUUCUGUGGACGUCCAAGCCUUUUUGUAUUGCAUAGCUCACCGAUGCCUUUUUUAUUUUCUUUCUCAGAAUGCACCAAACUGUUUAUUUGGCCACUGGUUAUGUUCCUGCUAUCUCUCUGAUGGAUUUUUAUAAAUUUUUUUACAUUUAUUUUGCAGUCUAAGGAUGGCCUGUUUAAUUUGCAUUGAAUUCUCAUUUGACCACAUGUUGUGGAUUCACAGCAAAAGCUUCCAAAUGUGAAUGCCACACCUGGAAUCAAUCCAGACCUUUUAAUUGAUGAAGAAAUAACAAAGGAAUAGCCCACACCUGUCUGAAACAGUUUUUGAGUCAGUUGUCCAAUUACUUUCGGUCCCUUGAAAAAGAGGGAGCUACAUAUUUGGAUGUGAAUACCCUCAAACUAAAAGUGAGAUAAUGCAUUUUAAACCCUUAUUCAUUAUUUAACGGUAAGUUUAAUUUAUUUUGGUAAACCGCUAAAUGAACAAAAUAUCAGUGUCCACAUAUUUCCAGACCUAACUGUAUGUGAUUUUACUGUAAUGAUUCUCAAGCAACCUUUAGCCCAUUUAUGCAAUUGAGUUGCGUACCUUUCCAUUCAGAUAUAAAAAUGAUCUCACUCAUAAAGCCAGUCCGUCAAGGAUCUUACAUACAAGCCUUUUGUGUACAAGUGAUCAAAUUGUCUCAAACAAACAUUUUAGUUAAUCAGUUAAGUACAGCUCAUAUGCCUCUUCACAGCGAGUGAGGAGCUUCUGGACAUUACACUAAGCAGCCAGUAGUUAAAAUGUUUUAAAUUGCUCUUCCUCUUUCUGCCUGCAGUUUUCAUAAUUCACAUUUUCCGACACAAAUGGCUUCCUAAUGAAAUGCAACAGUUAUGUAUUUUACAUAUGUAAUCUAAUCUUAUUGAUCUAUUAAGUUCAGGCAUUACUGGCCUUUUAUAAAGAUACAAUAAGGCAAAUAAGGCAAAUAGAGUAUAACAAUCAGGAACACUGGACAUCAUCAGGAUAGCUCUCCUUGUUAUAGUGGCUUUGUCUGUGGAGCACCCGUAAAUGUAUUUUAGAUCUAUUGGCAUUUCAUGUAUUACCAUGAUUCUCAUUGACUAUUAGUAGAAUGCAGUGAUACGCUCCACUAAUAUAUUUUGUUUCUAUCACUUAUUGUAAUUUAGUCUACUGCCAAGGUUCCCUCCCCAGAGGUACCUCCUGCAGGAGAAGCAGAGGAAGAGGAUGAUGGUAUGAGCGAUUUGAAUCAGGCAGUGAUGUCGUUGAUAUGGAGUGAAGACAUGCGUGUGCAGGAAGUGCGUAGACUUCUUCAGAGUUCCCACCCUGUGCGUGUAAAUGUUGUGCAGAUGCCUGAAGUUAGCGACCAUGAGUACAUUGAGGAGAAGGAGAACAGGUAACUUUUUAUAUUUUGUGAUGAUUUUCAGUUUUUUUGAGCAGAAAGGAUAUAGUGAAAAAGGGAUGCCGUUUACGGAUGAGGCAUAUAAUAGUAUCUCAUUACAAAUGAAGAACUUUUGCAAGCUCUAGAUUUUGUACAAGAAAUGGGCAUUAUAAAUCUAUUUAUCUUGAUUCUAUUAACAGCAGUUUGAUUUUAGUUUUCUUGCUUUCUGGGUAGAGGACUUUUAUCAUCUGUGUCCUCAUUGUAAGCUGAGGCAAAAAUAGGUAAAACAAUAAAUUAAAUCAAAAGUAAUAUUCACAAUAUAUUCUGUUUUUCAGUUCAGAUCUAAUUCACAAACAUUUGAUGUUGUGAAUAAUCCUGGUUUUAUUGGAAUUUGGUAAAGACAAUAACAAAAUUUUGAAAGACAACAAACAAAUGACAUAAUAAUUAACAAACACACAGAGGCCUAAACCAAUUGGAUGGGGAGGGGGAGUGUCUAAUUAGAACAACCAUUGAUCAGGGAUAACAUCAGCGCUGCGGAAUACGUUGGCGCUUUUAUAACUUGGUCUAUAGCUGCAACAUAGUCCAUAAUGUCUUGUUCAGACUCUUGCAGCUUUGUCAGAGGACCAUGGCUCUGCCUGUGGGGCGUGGAAUGUUCACCUUGUUUUCCUACCACCCUGUACCAACAGAACCUCUUCCAAUUCCAAAACUGAAUCUUACAGGUGAGUUUUAAUAUGCUGGCUAUACAUACUGUGAAGUAGAAUAAAAAAAGAUACAUGCAAAAGUUUGGGCACCCCUUACAAAUAAAAUAUUUAAUGGGGGUGGGGUAUGGUAGAAGCCUGGUGGAAUCCUGUCCUUUUUUCAUUUUGUGUCAUUGAGGACUUGAUUAUAUUGGGGCCACAAAAAUAGGGUUGAGAGAUUCACAAAACUUUAAAGGGAUGCUUGUCUGACCUUGCUGCUAUUUCUGUAGUUCCCUGGGUUGUGAGGCUUUUCAGGUAUCGUCAGCCUAAUUCUCCUAACCCCAAACAAUAUCCACCCCAUUCCAAAAGAUGAAUACCUGUGGGCUAACCAAUUUCUUUAAUUCCUAACAAAUUACAGCCCCUUCCAAAAGAUGACUUACUGGGGGGAUUGGCACAUUGUUUAACCCAUAUAAAGUACAGUAUUUGUGUAGUAUCCAUUUGUGGGUUAUGAUGCCACUAUUCCUGUGCUGCCUUUACCCAAUCCUGUUUCAAAAUGUUUUUGAGCGUUUUGACACAAACUAAGGUCCCCUAGGCAUUUACAGCACAGACUGGCUUGGCAUAUUCCUAUUGUGAAAGUUACACUUCACGUUGGCAAUAUUCAUUCUGUCCAUGUUUGGAUAGUUCAUGGACUGACCAUGUCAGCUGCAGCACAUAGGAGUUCCUACUUGGUGUCUAACUGUUCUCACAGAAUCAGCUCACAACACCAAGGGCAAUGCAGGCACCAUAACGACUUUAGAGAGCCAUUUAAAACAGAAUUGAGAUUAUAAUGCAAAAUAAAGUAGGUAUAUUAGUAACUACCUUGUCUUAUGGAAAUAUUUUUUUUUGUCAAAAUGAGGCAUUGAAAGUUUCCACUGGCACCUGUGUGAUAAUGCUUUGAUACUUUAGUAGUUUAGUGCUUGCUUGUGUAUGUUCUGUAGAAGCUUAAGAGACAGAUUAUAAUUUGGUUUACAUCACUAGGUCGAGCUCCACCAAGAAACACAACUGUAGAUCUCAACAGCGGAAACAUUGACGUGCCCCCAAAUAUGGCUUGCUGGGCCAGCUUUCACAAUGGAGUGGCUGCAGGCCUGAAAAUAGCUCCCGCCUCCCAGAUAGAUUCUGCCUGGAUUGUUUACAACAAGCCAAAAAAUGCUGAGCUGGCUAAUGAGUAUGCUGGCUUCCUCAUGGCCCUGGGCUUAAAUGGGCACCUCACCAAGUUGGCAACUUUGAACAUACACGACUAUCUGACAAAGGUGAGGCUUUAUUUACCUUAUGAACGAACAAGAUAACUAAGAAAAUACUGCAUACAAAAUAACCAAUAACACUGAUCUAAAAUACAAAAAUAAACUCUUUAAAAAAAUAAAAAUAAAUAUAUAUAUAUAUAUAUAUAUAUAUAUAUAUAUAUAUAUAUAUAUAUCAAGAGAUUUUUAGAGGUGACUAAUGCAUAUACAAAAAUAACAAGAAGGGGUAACGAUAAUCAGAGCAAUACCAUAAAAUAAUAUAUGAAAACCACAAUUUAUUAAUACCAUAAAUAAACCACCAAUUAAUAAAAAUAAAUAUGUAUAUGACAAUACUGAUCCUAAAAUGAGCACUUCUAAUGAAGAGACCACUUAAUAAAGGCUGCACACCUUGAAGGGAGGAACCUAGCAAUGAACAACAAGUGAACAAAUCAAUAACACUGACCUACAGUGUGCAGAACUGUAAAAACCAGUCGGUGGCACUGUUUUAACAGAGGAUUUUAAGUAGCACUGUACAGAAACUUGUGGCACACAUUUGCCACAAAGACACAAUACACAAAACACACAGGUUAUUUGCUCAUCAAAAGGCGAAACUAUGACCGAUCACGUGAGACAGUCUAAGCCACAUCUUCCAUCGUUCUAGCAUUUAUAAUACAUUGGUAGCUGAUGCAUAUCACGUGAGAUUGUAACUUUUAGCUAUCAGUGAUUUAUAGGAGGGCUUACAAGGUGGAAGUAUUUUUAACCUUUGAUAUAUAUGCACUCUACACAAAUUUAUUCAUACUAAUGCUUUAUGACAAAUAAACCCUUUUUAUCUGGCACUAGAUUAAAUUAUGCAUUUGAACCAUUAAGGGGUUCCACACACUCUUUGUAAAAAUGAGCAUACACCUGUUCAAAUGUGACAUCUCUUUACUAAGGCAGGGUUUGAUUAACAUUCCAACCAGGAGAUCAAAUCUGAAACUUAAAGCCUGUGAAAUGCAACCUUUUUUCUCACAGGCUUUUUUGCUGUACAUUUAUUAGUUGCAUGUUCUAAUAGCACUCACAACUAUUGUUGAACCUACAUAAAUCUGUUAGACGUUGAAGAUUAUGUCACGUGAUGACUUACAAUAUAAUUGACAACGCUAGCGACGUAUUCCUAGAAAGUCUUCCACCUUAUCUUCUAAUACAACUUACAGAGAUCUUAAAUAAAAAACACACAACUCCCAGGUAUUUUUAAUGAACAAGUUAUUAAUGCAGGUCAGCAUUUGCAUAAGCUUGGGGAAAAAAAAAUCUAAAUCAGCCAAUAUUGAAGCAUUUUUGCCUGUAUAUAUAUAUUUUUUUUAAUGUCCUCCCUCUAUAAUGUGUCUUGAUAGGGCCACGAGAUGACCAGCAUUGGGCUCCUGCUUGGUGUUUCAGCUGCCAAGCUUGGUACGAUGGAUAUUUCAAUUACACGACUUCUCAGCAUCCACAUCCCUGCCCUGUUACCUCCAACUUCCACGGAGCUCGAUGUGCCACAUAAUGUGCAGGUGGCUGCUGUGAUUGGAAUUGGCUUGGUUUACCAGGGAACUGCCCAUAGACACAUAGCUGAGAUUCUACUUGCAGAAAUAGGUAAGGAUUAGAAAUAUCAACUUCUCAGUUAUUUUUUUUUUUUUUGAUUGUGUGUGCUUUUUAGUCCUGUGUAGCAAUGUUGCUCAACAUUUUCUGGCAUUUGUGUUACAUAGUUACAUAGUUACAUAGCUGAAAAGAGACUUGCGUCCAUCAAGUUCAGCCUUCCUCACAUUUGUUUUUUGCUGUUGAUCCAAAAGAAGGCAAAAAAACCCAGUUUGAAGCACAAUUUUGCAACAAGCUAGGAAAAAAAUUCCUUCUUGACCCCAGAAUGGCAGUCAGAUUUAUCCUUGGAUCAAGCAGUUAUUACCCUACAUUGAAAGAUUAUAUCCUUGAAUAUUCUGUUCUUGCAAGUAUGCAUCUAGUAGCCGUUUGAACAUCUGUAUGGACUCUGAUAAAACCACUUCCUCAGGCAGAGAAUUCCACAUCCUGAUUGUUCUUACAGUAAAAAACCUUUCCUUUGCCUUAGGCGAAAUCUUCUUUCUUCCAGUCUAAACGCAUGGCCUCGUGUCCUAUGUAAAGUCCGGUUUGUGAAUAGAUUUCCACACAAUGGUUUGUAUUGGCCCCGAAUAUAUUUGUAUAAUGUUAUCAUAUCCCCUCUCAGGCGACGUUUUUCUAACUGGUUAGAACAGUGGUAGGUAACAUCACUUAGAACUGGGAUCCCAAGUCCUGCUCAGACCACCUCACCAGUUCUCCUUGGGUAAUGCAUCUAAUGCUAUAUAUCUGGCUAGCUCAAAUCCUCCUAGAUUGUAAACUUCUGCGAGCAGGGCCUUCACCUCUUAAUGAUAUUUUAUUGAUUGCGGGCUAUCUUGCCUUCUACAAAUGCUAAUAAUAAUGUGGCCAUUGUCCUUGCAGCUGACUGCUGACUAAUUCUUUGAUAUCUCUUGGGUGGAUCGCUACAUGACUAAAUUAGAAAUAGUGACUUGAUUUAAGAAUAAUCAGUGUUUAUUAUUUCCUGUUUUCUGGAUAGUUUAAAUCUUUAGUAAUAUAAUAUAGAGAUUGCCCUUUGGUUAGUGAUCUUGUUUGCUACUGAAGUUAAUGCUUGUUUAUCAUUAUCCUUGGCUCUACUUAAUACAUAAAUAAUCACACCCUUGGUAUGAUUCAGUGUGUCUGGUACCUGUAUGAUUUGUUGUAAUUUGUCAAAGGGACACUAUAACAAUUUAAUUUAAUUGAACGUGAUGUAGUUCCUUCAGUCUUCUGGUGACUUCCCCCCAAACUAUUUUUAAACGAUUUUAAACUAUUUACCUCUAAAUAAAGUUCCCUGGCCACUCACAGCCAGGUCCCUAAUGCAGGUAUGGCUAAGGCAGUGGUGACACACUUCCUUGUAGCCAUGCCACUUCACACCAGCAAUAGACUGAAAGUGAUCAGCUGAUACUUUCAGCAAAUCACAGCCGUCCUUUGCUGUUCAGACGAAUGGUUCCUCAUUAGUUCAAGCAGCAACGAGAGGGGGUAGGCUCCUGGGGACUUUUGUUUAGUUUUAAAAUGUUUUUAAGCUGAAUAGAAGGAUGGUGCCAGGGGGACUCUGAAUACUAUAGCCACUUUAAUGAGAUGAAGCUGUUACAAUGCCUGCAGUGUUUCUUUUAUUAUUAUUAUUAUUAUUAUUAUUAUUGCCAUUUUCAUAGCAACAACAUAUUCCGUAGCGCUUUACACUUUUAAGGUCCAGUUGUUCAAUAAAAAGCCUUACUGUGAACCUGCCUACUCUCUUUUGGGUUUGUUUACAUCAGGGGUCCUCAAACUACGGCCCAAGAAACCGUCCCAAGCACUUAGGGCCACCCGAUGGGCCCUAUUUCUUCAGGGGCCCAGUCAGUGCUGUAGCAAUAGCGCGUCCGGGCCCCUUUAAAAAAUUUGCAGCUGCAAAGUAGUGCUGGGAGGAAAUGGCGUCACUUCCUCCCAGCUCCCUCCGCGCGGGAGGGAAGAAACACAAGCCGCGAGGACAGAAGAGCCACGCCGACUCCCAUCAUCCACAGCUAUUCUCCUGCAAAAAAAGUAAGAAAUUUUAGCUGUAUGUAUGUAUGCAUGCAUGCAUGUCUGUCUGUGUGUGUUUGUAUGUAUGUCUGUCUCUGUGUAUGUGUAUGUAUUUAUUUCAGUAUGUCAGUAUGUAUGUCUGUGUGUUUGUGUAUGAGUAUCUAUCUGUGUGUAUUUGUCAGUAUGUGUCUAUCUGUAUGCAUGUAUGUCAGUAUGUCUUUGUAUGUGUGUAUGUAUGUCAGUAUGUGUUUGUAUGCGUGUAUGUAUGUAUGCAUUUCAGUAUGUAUGUCUGUGUGUGUAUGUCAGUAUGUAUGUCUGUAUUUAUGCAUGUCAGUAUAUGAAUGUAUGUGUUUGUAUGUAUGUCUGUGUAUGUAUGUCAGUAUGUGUCUCUGUAUGUCUGUGCAUAUGUAUGUGUGUAUAUGUCAGUGUUUGUAUGUAUGUAUUUCAGUAUGUCAGUAUAUGUGUGUGUGUGUGUGUGUGUGUAUGUAUUUAUGUCAGUAUGUAUCUGUCUGUGUCUGUCUAUCAGUAUGUAUGGCUGUGUGUAUGUAUGUCAGUAUGUGUUUGUAUGUAUGUCCGUAUUUCAGUAUGUGUUUGUAUGUCAGUGUGUGUGUCAGUAUGUAUAUGUCUCUGUCAGUAUGUAUGUCCUUAUGCGUGUUUGUGUCUGUAAGUAUGUUAGUAUGUGUCUGUAUAUGUCUGUUUCACUAUAUAUAGGAAUAAAAAAAAAAAAAAAGUAAAACUAUAGUCUGCCCCCCAGCAGUGUCUGAGGGACAGUGAACGUGGCCCCCUGUUUAAAAAGUUUGAGGGGGGGGCGGGGCCUGACCAUCAUGGCGGGGAGACGUGUUUUACACGAGCUCCUGCUAAAUCCUGACAAAAUAAGCGAAAAUCGGCUCACCCAGUCGCAACACACGGCAUUGCUAGACACCCAUCAGGAUCCUGUGCAACCCGAUUGGGGCCAGCUGAAGACUCAACCGACAUUGCGACCUGGUGCUCAACGGGCGGGGGAGGCAGCCGCUCCCCAGUCCUGGAGGCACCCUGAAGCUGCUCACAGUACAAGCCAGCCCUGCUACCCCCCCCUUGGACCGGCGGGGGUGAUCCCGGUCCACCCUAGGGGGGCAACCCCAAGCAUGAGAAGAGAUGGGAUACCGCCAAAGACAGCACACGGAGGCCUGUCUAAGAUGGCGGACACAACACGUGCCGACCACCCCAGCGACUCCCCACAAGACAUCCUCACACGAAUCAACUACCACUUUGAGACCUUCUGGAGAAAGCUAGGGGGUAUACUGAAUCAAAGCGCUCCGCCACUACCACAAAGCAAGCAACGCUCACCUACUCCCAUCACACGAACCGGCAGCCGCACAGCGCUCCCUCUCACUCGAGCAGGGCGCCAACGCAAACAUGCCCUCCUGUCCUGCCGAUACUACACUGCACGAAGGUCCAGCAGGGACCGACUCCGCGCUCCCAGACCGCACUAUCAAAAGAAUCACAAAUCGCAGCGACACCUACAGCCGCGGUUGGGACCCGGUGGGGAGUGGAGGUGCGAAGGACUGCGUAGAUCGGGGCACACAGACAAGGAAAAGAACGCACUGACAAGACUCACCUCGCCCAAGAACAGAGCGACGCAAGUCCGAAGGUGGAGAAGGCUGGGCGCUGGGCCCAAAAUGACGGCAACACCUGGUCAGUCAUCUACCGACCCGCGACCACGACACGGGCUGCCUCCCGAGCACACGAAGAGACCAAGACCAGGAUCCACAAAGGCACCCGAAUGGGACUGUGGUAUGCCUCCUGCGGGAGUGGGCUGACUGGGACUCUAGAAGCCAUAGAUGAGUCACCCACCUUGCCUCACAUAGACUCUGACUGUAAUAUAGCACAUUUAAUGUUUCUGUAUGCAUUUGGUGUUACUAUUAUACCCCUAUGCUCGUGAGUUAUGCUUAACGUUUAUCUGUUUUGACCAUUUCUCAAUUCAGUUCUCCUAGCUAAUGAUAAAGGCACACCUUAUUAAAGAAUCCAGGAUCGGGGCCCUCCCUCCUGGCGGUAAAUUCCCAACCCCUUAGCUAUGCCCACUGACUGCCUGCUGCAAAAGCCUCGCUGUGGCACUACAAGAGCUGCGCUGGCACCUCAGGAAAUAGCAAACCUUACUCCAUCUUAGUUCUUUCCCCAUAGUGUGGCAGCAUGCUAUUCCUAUUCAUGUCAAAUCGAAAAUUGCCAGAUCAGCAAACCUGCUAGCGCUAUUGAUACUCUCAUUAGGUUCAUAACCUGUGAAUCUUAGAAAUUUACUAAUAUUGUUGAAAUCUCAUUGUCAUUUGUGAUGAAGAUGGUUAGCGUACUUAGUUUACUCAUAGCAAAGCAACCUCCUUACAAAAAACGAUUGACUCAAAGCAUGGUUUCACACUAUAAUAUAAAAAAUGUGCUGUUUUACAUGCUACGAUAUGUACUGUUUUGUUACCGCUUGCAACUGCCGUCGUUCUUUGCAGGCCUGUUUGUUACUUCAUGCACACGAAAAAUAAAGAAUUAUAAAAAAAAAAAAAAAAAGUUUGAGGACCCCUGGUUUACAUGUUCUUUUGUACCUCUUCAGCAUUACUACAUGUUUUGGCUAAUGUAAUUUGUAUGUUGCUAUUUGUGUUUGUAUACUGUUAAAAUACAUAAUGAAAGCAAUCCCAUCAUUCCUGGUGGCAUUGACUUAUCACUAAACUCGUGAUAUAUUUCUGACUGCUUGUGUUUUCUUUCUGCACUUUGAAAAUAAUCAAGGCUGCAAUACAUUGGAAAGUUUUAAUGAAAUUUAUCAACAUUUAAAAUAUUUUUAACUGGUGUUUUCAAUUAAUUUGCAGGCCGUCCCCCGGGACCUGAAAUGGAAUACUGCACAGAUAGAGAGUCCUAUUCGCUAGCGGCCGGACUGGCUUUGGGAAUGGUGUGCCUAGGGGUAAGCUCUGAGUUAUUUGCUAAAUCAAUUAUGCAUUAUGGGUGACCCAUUGUAGGAGCAACAUUAUAUAUGAAAAAGGCUGUAAUCUUACCGAAAAUCUUGCUUUGAAAUGUUUAUCUAAUUGCAAGGCAUUCACUUGUGAUAAAAGUGAAAUAUUCUUUUUAACUUUUGUGAUGUUUGUUCAGUUUUCCAGAAUGCAUAGUGUCUGCAUUCUAUAAGGAAAUUGUGGUUAUAAAACUGUUGAUUAUUAUCGAUAAGCUACCUUCUGUUUGCUCAUCUUUGAUGAGAGACAUAAGUUCACAGGUUGUAAACAGUCCGGAAGGUUUAAAAUAUGUGUAAUCGUCUGCAGUCAUAAAAAAAUUGACGUUUAGCAAACAUUAUUUUUUUUCUUGGUAUUAUAGCGUUUCUGUGCCAAAGGAAUAUACUGCAGUUGUUGUGUAACAUGGAAUGAAUGGAAGGGAGGUGCAAAUGUAAAUGUAGGUUAUUGCUCAUAAAAAAAGAAAAUGUAAAAGCCUGAGCAGUGGUGACAAAUCUUGACUCUGCUGAUGUUUAUGGGGUGUUAGAACAAUGUCUAACCACCUUGACCACUUUUGCUUGUGGAAGUGGUCAUGGUGGUAGGAAUGUGCAGCAUUUCAACUUGAAACAUUUCACAUACAUUGCACUGACAUAGUCUAUAAAACCAAUUUAGGAUUGCUGUUCUUGUGGCUAUAGGCUCCUCCAUAUUCCAAAGGUAUAAAUACAUUGUAUUUAACAUGUUCCCAUGACACCCUGUACAGUGGCAGGGCCUGAUUUGCUUGGGACAUAUUGGGGAAAGACUAUACAUUUCAAUGACUACCACUUUAACAAGACUCUCCAGUUGAUAAGUUAGUUCUACUAUCUGACAUGUGUGUUUAAUGUGACAUAUUGUUAUUUUUUAAACAGAUAUUCUGAUUAUUUAUUUAGCUGGUGUGAAUCACCCAUCCAUUAAUAAAACCUAAUCAACCAUCCCCUGAUGACAGUCACAAUUCUCUCCUUGAAACUCUCCUGAAGUAGACCUUAUUGGUGUAUACUUUGAUAGCCCAUUUAAUAUAGGUAGUUGAAGUGCAAAAUAUUUGUGCAAUGAAUGCUUACUUCAGAAAUAAAGUAAUCAAGGAUACAAUCUGUGUCUCUGUUUUUGACCAUUUGUUAAUACUUCUCCUUCCAGCACGGGAGUAAUUUGAUUGGCAUGUCUGACUUGAACGUUACAGAGCAGCUUUACCAGUACAUGGUUGGAGGUCACAAACGGUCACAUGUUGGCAUAAACAGAGAGAAGCAUAAAUCCCCCAGUUAUCAGAUCAAGGUAUGAAACCAUAAAUCAUAUGCAGGAAGUAUUGCAUUUUAUUUAUAUUUACAUUUUCUUUGAAACUUAAACCCACUGAAGUGUAAAGGCAUACAGCGCAACACACGCCCACAAUUUUAAAGAAAUAAAACCUGUUUAAUUCGUUACAUGCACUGUUUAAUGCUGCUCUGUCACCUCCUGGCGUCUUUGGAUAGUUUGCAAAGGUCUCCGAUGGUAACUUUGCCUCUUGUAGUGAAGUGGAUCCUCAAUAGACUACGCUUUGUUCCUCAGAGAGCUUGGCAGCAGUAGCUGUGCCUGUUCUCAAUGGUAGUAAAAAUGCCCAAGACAAAGUAGUCCUUAUGAGCAUUUAAAAAAUAUUUACAGGUAAUGGUAUACAUGUAGAAUAUUAUUGUAAUCGAGAAGAGUAGCAAAAUGCAAAUAUGGGGUGUCUGUAGUAGAGGGACAAACAUGGUCUAUGAAUUCCCACAAAAUAAAACUUGUGUGAAAAAAAAAUCACAAACUUCUUUAUAUUUUAUAAAAUUGUUAAAUGAAAAGUGUCAAAAUGCGGUUUGUUACAUAUUCUGGGGUGGAUGUACUGUCUACACUUGUAUUGUUUUAUGUAGCUGUUUUUUUUGAUUCUGUGACUACUAUAAAAGUUGUAUUAUAAUAUUUGUAUUAGAACUUCUAAAAAUUACAUAAAAUCCUAGACAUAUUGGGAGUUUUAACAUUCAGGAUUAAUUAGUGCAUAUACUUUGAGUUAGUUCUCUUUAGUUUCACUUCAUGUGUAGAAAUAUGUAAAACUGACUUUUUUUUUAAAAUAAAUUAUUCCUGUUUAGUAGUGUUAUGUAUACAUAUAGGGUAAUUUAUCAUUUAUAUAAUGUUAUAGAAUAUGUAUGGGCACACUUAAACAGGGUGAUACUGUGGUAGGUUGAAUGCAUUGCAAAAGUGCCAAAAAGGCGAUGGUCACAAACGCGUUGCAUCUCAAAUUAACUUUGGUACUUAACGGGUUAAAAACAUACUUUUUUUUGUUUUAUUUUGUUUUUUUUACCUCUAAAGUGUGUCUUAAUACACACUUUAGAGGUUUGCCUCUAGGAAAGAAAUAUAAUAACCUUACAAGCUUUUACCAUUAUUAUAGGCUCUUUAAUAAUUCAAUGCUCCUAAAUGUCUGCGUUUGUUCAUAUUUUGCAUGUUAUUGAAUGGCAUCCUGUAGCUCUUUAUUGCCUUUAUAUUAUUUUCUUUUAUCCACAUCAUAUUCCAAAACUAUAGCAUGCAUGUAUGUAUGUGAAGAUGAGCCCCGGGGUGUGGUACAGUUUGACUAUUAGCUCAGUUCAACGCAUAUGUUCAUAUUUUGCAUGUUAUUGAAUGGUAACCUGCAUCCCUUUAUUUCCUUUUUAUUAUUUUCUUUUAUCCACAUCAUAUUCCCAAAAAAUCUAUAGCAUGCAUGUAUGUGAAGAUGAGCUCCGGGGUGUGAUACAUUUUGUCUGUUAAACUCAGUUCCUUGAAAGAUGUGUUAAAAACAAUGAAUGGAAUAAUGAAUUACACAUCCCUUUUUCACACACGGUCUCAUGCGUUACAUUUUCCAGGUCACCACAAUAUCGGCGUGUAAUGUACUCUUUAUUAUUUAUACAGUUAAAAAAAAAAAAAGUUUAUCAUGCAAAACAUAUAACCAGGAUAUAAGGAAAUUUAUAGUAAAAUAGAUGUGUAAUGCAGUUUAAUAUCCGCCACAAGUAUGUAUCUAUAUAUAUAUAUAUAUAUAUAUAUAUAUUUUUUUUGUACAUACAGGACUAUGUACUAAAGUGAGAAUUGUUGGGAAUUUAAAGUGAAUUUUAUACUUAAUGCUAAACUUCCAUCGAGUUCAACUACUUUGGCCAUGAAUUCUCUUUGAAUUCCCCACUUUUUCAAUUAAAUAACCCUGAUAGUGAACGCCUUUGUGGCUUGUUAUUAAAGAGACACUAUGUCAACACAACUUAAUGAAGGUGUUAUGAUAUAUAGAUCAUGCUCUUGCCGUAUAAUUGCUCCAUUGUUUGCCAUUUAGGAGUUAAAUUAUUUAUUAUUAAGGGACUCUCUCUAAAUAAAGAUAGGGAUAACUUAGAUAAGUGAGAUUAUAAGGGUUGUGAUAGGGAUGGGGUAGGGGGCUGGUGGGAAGAAACAGGGAAAUAUUUGAUGAAUUAAAGGUUAAUUAAACCCAUGAUUUUUUUUAUUAUAGUCAAGAAAAGAAGAAACACUGUAUUAAUGAUGAUAGAGAGACCUUAAAGCUACUUAUCAUAUGUAAUGGUUUUAAUAAUUAUACAUUGCGAAGGUAUCUAUCUGAAAUAUAAUAAAAAAAAUAAAAAUAUAUUUUAACACCAAUAGCCACACCUCCCUGCAUGUGACUUGCACAGCCUCCUUACACAUUUCUUGUGAAGAGAUAUCUAUUGCUUAAACUUCCUUUUUUGCUUAGUCUAUUUAAUUUAGAAUUUCUUUCCUCCUGCUCUGUUAAUAGUCUGAUAGAGCCUGCAGGAGCCUCCUGUUUAACGUUUAAUUAACAGUACAGGGGAUAAAAACAUCUAAAGUGAAUACACUGAGCUGUUCAAUGUGAUUGAAAAUUAAACCUUUUUUUUUUUAUUUUUUUCUUUCAUGCAGAUUGUGUGCGUCACAACCAGGGAGGUGUGACUAGGGCUGCUUAAACAGAAACACAAGUAAUGUAGCCCCUAGAUGGCAGAUAAUUGAAAUGAAUUGCAUGAUUCAUACAUUAAACUAAACUUUUCUUUGGUGUUCAGAGUUCAGAGUAUAACUCUAAUAGUAUAAAGUGGAAAAAAGUGUUUUAUAUUUAAUAUGGCCAUGUAAACCUACCUGUAUAUUUUGGAAGAAGUUCUAUACCAACUACUGUAUAUUGCCUCACAUGUUUUUAUUACACCGUGUUCCUGGAUUUCUGUCUCUUUGCAGGAAGGUGACAGCAUAAAUGUAGAUGUCACAUGUCCUGGGGCGACACUGGCAUUAGCUAUGAUUUACCUAAAAACCAACAACAGGUAAUAUUGCUACUUAGAAUAAUUAAAUUCUUCUAAAGGGAGUUGUCCUGGUAGAAACACUGUGUCUGACAGUCUUCUGGAUGCAAGUAUCAAACAAAGAGUUUAAUUAUUUUUUUUAAAUUACAUGAGCCAUUAAAUGUCCCAUUAUGUACGUAAACUGCUCGUUAAACCGUAACCCAUGUUUGUGAGAAUAGGAAUAUAUGUAAAGACUUCACCAGUGAUGUAUUUAGAUUGUUCACGCGAGUAAAAUUACAAAAUUAACGGGAACUACUGGUGUCCACUCUAAAUAUAUCCAUAUAUCCAGGCACACCAAGAGGCAGUCUUGAUUUUGGAACAAAAUAUAAUUUUGGCUCCCACAUCAGCCAUGUCAAGUCUAAUACUUAUACACAGUCUUAUAAAAACUAAUAAGAAUUAUACACAAGAAGAAGCAUGAAGUGCUAAAUUCAUAUUAAUAAAGUGCUAGUGUCUAAAGUAGUUUUGCAGAAGGAUCCUGCAUAAUAUAACUAAACAAAAAGGUCAGUUAUUUAAAGUGACAGUGCAGACGUGUUAGAGAUCCCACUCAUUUGAUGUCAGACACUUCAGACGCCACUCGGUAAUUUUUGGACUCAAUGCCCUGUCUCCCAUCCAAAUCGGUGAGAUUAUUUAUUCAAUUACUGGGAAUUUUUUUAAAUUAUGAUUGGGGUUACUAUAUAUUGGGGUAACUUCACUCAGUGUAUAAGACUUGGCACAGGCUCAUGUAGCUGCCGAAACAUCAUUACAUUUUGAUCCAAAUCUUGUAGGGAUCUUGCCCUACAUGUCUGGAGCACCCUGGUGGAAGUGAUCCAUUAUAGUGAGUUUAUUGUUUACGUUUGUUUGUACAAUGAUAUCCAUUCUAGCACUAUCCAGUCAGCAGUGUUGCUGUUACAUUGUCAUUCCUUAAUGGGUUUUGGUUUGCAGGUCAAUCGCUGACUGGCUGCGGGCUCCCGAUACCAUGUACUUACUUGACUUUGUAAAACCAGAAUUCCUUUUAUUAAGGGUAAGGUGGUUUUCUUUUCUUUGUUUUUUAUGGAUGGCCGUAAUAUUAUCAUACUGCAUAUACAUUAAUUAGCUUAUUAUAAUAGUGUCAUCCAUCGACCGUUUUAUCAUACACAGUGUCACAUAUUAUUCUAAACAUUCUUUCAAAAGUGAAUUAGUCAACAAAAUAAUCAAUUUUUUUAAAAAUCCCUACUGCUACAUGUAAAUAGCCAGAAAAUCUAAAUAUUUCUGAACAUACAAUUUACUUCUCAUUAGUUACAUACAUUUAACAAUAAUUUGCCAAAUUAUGCUUUGUUGAGACAUGGUUAAGAAUAUUAGACAUUUUAUAUAAAAUGCAGAAAUUGUAACAAGUACUCCUCUAUUAUUUUCAGACUCUUGCAAGAUGCCUAAUUUUAUGGGAUGACAUUCUGCCAAAUGCUAAUUGGGUUAAUAGUAAUGUGCCCCAGGUAAGUAUCCAGGGUGGUGUGGGGCUUGUGACAAAUUUCACAGAUGCACUCUGGGAUGUCUGUUAUUGCUAUAUACAUAGCUGGUUUUAGGUUGGUACUUUUUACAAGUGUGACUGUAAGAUGUAUUGAAGUUUCUUGUACAGACUGAAUCUUGCUCUUCACCUUUCUGUCUUGUAGAUCAUUACAGACAACAGCAUAUCACUUAAUGCAACAGAACAGCCAUUAUCAGAAGAUCUAAACUUGGAAACACUGGCGUAAGUAUCACUGCUCUUUAAUAGUGUUAUACAGCAAAGUGGAAUUAUUAUUUAUAAGGAAUAAUAAUGAUCUACAGAUAGAGAUGCAGUAUCAAUAGUUUUAAGAAAAAACUAAUGGAUAAAAACACUCAAAAUGCUGUUUAGCUACUAUCAGCCUUUUCCUUUUGGCGUCUGGCCAGAUCAAAUUUUACAGAUUUCAAUGAAAACAUUUCUUUAGGAGAAGGAAUUGUGGCUAGUGUAGAGGUGAGUAAAACUAGAAUUAAACAUGCAUACUAAAGAGGCCAAGCGAUAUAAAGCUAUAUACUGUAAAGCAGUCAUCCCAAACGUUGUCCCUCCAGAUGUUGAUGGCCUGUUGUUCCCAGAUUUCUUUGAAUUAAGUAGAUGGCCAUAUAAUCAUUGGAGUUGUAGUUCAGCAACAUCUGGGGGGCAAAGUUUGCUAUUCCUGCUGUAAAGUAUAAUUAUAUUUUCAUUCAUUUAUUGUAGAUCUUUAAUUGUGAAAGCACUUGGCAAUGCACAAUUGUUGAUUGACACUUGUAUGCUUUUUUCCUUUUUGUUUUUUUAUGAGGAUGUAAGGAUAAGUAGGUAGGUUUAGUGAAUCCUACAUUUCUCCAGCUAACUAAAACGGCCAUCGUACCUAGCUUGUCUUAGACCAGGGGUGCUCAAAAACCAGGUCUCCAGGUGUUUUAAAACUACAGCUUCUAUGAUGGUUUGUCAUUCUAAAUGCAUUCUAAAGCAUCAUGGGAGUGGUAGUUCUACAACAUCUGGGGAUCUAACUAUUGGGCACCCCUGCCUUAGACCCUUGGGUAGAUGGGAGGUGAAGUUGCACACAAAGCGUGAAUGUAAUGAUUUCAUAUCAACUUGGAUAUGUGGGCAAACUAGGUGGUCUUAAAGAUCCCGAUUUGAUGUCAUAUGUAUGGUUUUUGUUUGUUGUUUUAUUGCAGACAAGCCCAUGUUUACAUUAUUGCUGGCGCUUGCCUGGCUUUAGGCUUUCGAUUUGCUGGGUCUGCAAACCAGGCUGCAUUCAACUGCUUGGUAAGAUGUAAACACAUAUGAUGAUUACCACAUAAUUUAAUGUUGCUUGAAGGCCUUGUCUUACAGUUGAAUCAUUUUGUUCUUUUUCUCCCAGUGUAAAUUCGCAAAAGACUUUGAAUGCUUAUCAGGUCAAGCUGCUGGCAUAGUAAGUGUAUAAGACUUUAUAAACAAAAUAUUUGAUAUAUUUAUUUUUUCUUUUUAACAAAAAUUCACUUGGUAUAUAUGUUUAAGAGUUUAUUUCAAAAACAUGAACAGAAAGCUGAAUUUGGAAUUUAGGCCAAAAUAGCCAAGUUGUUAAAAAUAAAUAAAUAAUAAUAAUAAAUAGCUCAGCAGGUGCUAUUUUGUUUUACAUUUCAAGAUUUGUAUUUCAUGUUUUCAUUUAAUCUUAAAGGAACACUAUAGUGUUAGGAAUACAAAGCUGUAUUCCUAGCAUUAGUGUUUCUCUACGCGCCCCCUUCACCUUUGUUAAAUAAACCCCUUAAGGACACAUGACGUGUGACAUGUCAUGAUUCCCUUUUAUUGCAGACGUUUGGUCCUUAAGGGGUUAAACACUUACCCAAUUCACUGGCUCUGACUGCGCACUCGACGUCUUCGCUGAAGGGGAACCUAAUGGGUGUGUGCUACAAGCGCCUUAGGCCUUCCCCAUAUGAAAGCAUUGAAUUAAUGCUUCCCUGUGGGGGAUUUGAAGACGCUGGAUAUUGAUAAACCACAGGAAGCACCUCUAGUGGCUGACUGGUAGACAACCAGUAGAGGCAGUGUUAAAUCUACAAUAUAAACAUUGUAGUUUCUUUAAAACUGCAUUGUAUUAUUUUGCAAGGUUAAGGGGACAGUACAGUGGUCUGGGUGCCUACAAUGUCCCUUUAAAGCAUGAUUUUGUAAUUAAAUAUAUCAUCGUUUUACCUUCAUAAAUUAAAAAUGCAGCAACCAUGUAAUGGUUAUGUUACAGCACUAGCUCCCAGUGACGACUUCUUUUGGCACCCGUUCCUGCAAUUUAAUAUCUUACAAAGCCACUUCGGUUAAUGACCGUCUUUUCUAGGGAAUUAAAAUGCAAAAAAAGUGAAAAUAACAAUGGAACACACUUUGAUAUUUAGUAAGACAAAGACUAUUUACUAAGGCAUUUGUUAAGGGAACACACUAUUACUUAGCAUACGUCAUUUCCACCUAUUUAAAGCAAAAAAACAGAAUAUAUUCUGCAAUUCUUUAAAUUGACACAUAGCAGUAAUUUAUAAGCAAAGCAGGAAUUUUGUGCAAAUUGUAGUGGAUAAAUGUAUAAUUCUCAGUAAACCACUGUUGUGCAACCUCUAAAUAUAGUGCAAAUACUUGUAUGGGCAGAGAGAAGUAUUAUUAUUAUUAUGAUAUUUAUAGAGCGCCGUCAAAUUUCGCAGCGCUUUACAAUGGGUGGACAAACAGACAUGUAGUUGUAACCAGACAAGUUGGACACACAGGAACAGAGGGGUUGAGGGCCCUGCUCAAUGAGCUUACAUGUGAGGGAGUGGGGUAAAAUGACACAAAAAGGUAAGGAUCGUAUUAGACUAAUGACAGUUGCAGAAGAGGAAUCCGUCAGGAGCUAUUAACAGUUUAAUUGAUACGCUUUUAUGAAGAAGUGGGUGUUUAACGAUUUUUUGAAGGAGUGGAGACUGGGUGAGCAUCUAACGGAGGAGGGAAGCGAGUUCCACAGGAAUGGUGCAGCCCUCGAGAAAUCUUGAAGGCGAUAGAUUGAACAUGAGGUUUGAAGGAGAGGUCGGAGUCAAAGAGAACACCUAGGCAGCGAGCCUGCGUGGUGGUGAUGAUGGUAGCACCGUUGACUUGGAGGGAGACAGACACAGGAGUAACAACACUUGAGGGAGGAAAGACCAGAAUUUCAGUUUUGGUUAAGUUUAGUUUAAGGAAGUGGGCAGCCAUCCAGUUAGAAACAGAGGAGAGGCAGUCAGAGACACUAGUCAAGAGGGACGGAGAGAGAUUAGGAGAGGACAGGUAGAUUUGCGUGUCAUCUGCAUAGAAAUGAUAUUGGAAGCCAAAGGAGCUAAUGAGUUUACCAAGGGAGGCAGUAUAGUUGGAGAACAGUAGGGGACCAAGGACUGAACCUUGGGGGACACCAACAGAGAGGAGUUGGGGAGAAGAAGAAGAGCCAGAGAAAGAAACACUGAAAGAGCGCUGGGAGAGGUAGGAGGAGUACCUUAUAUAUAGCACAGUAUAUCUUUAAUAUGUUUUUUUCAUAUAGCUGACAUAUAUUUGAAUAAGGAUUUUGUCACUUUUGCUACAAUUUUAUGACACUGUGCAAAGAGAGAGGUGCUAUAGAGCUCCCUGAACCACCAUAAUAUUCCUGAAGUAGUUGUUAUGGUGCUUGGAUUCUCACUUUAAAUGCUGCUAAAAACACCUUUUUUAUGGUCAAUAACAAACCUAUAGCAUCACUUAUAUCAUUGUCCUUUUCGUGCCAGGCUCAGUCAGGGCACAUAUUGCAAAUGAGAAGGAGAAACCGAAACAUUAAGGGAAAUGAAUCAAAAUGUUCUGUUAUUAAAAGUGGUGCAAAAUGUGAAAGGAGAGAAAUCACAAAUGGAAUGUGCCUGCUGGUUUCCCUGGUUUCCAUUGAAAUUGCUCCAAGCUUAUUUUGACCAUUUUCUAGAACGGAACACUCCUUGUGUGUUUUUCCGCUUACCAUGUUCCGUCCGGGCCAUCAAUGAUUUCGGCUUCUGUAAAGAUAUUUAGUCAUGUUGUGGAUAGAACUCUGUUGAUUGGCAUGUGAAAAGGCUGUGUUUUGUUUAUCAAGUUGGAUGCUUGAUACAUCUGUCUGUAACAUUUGUAAACCCCACAUUGUUACCCCUGCUUGGAUAAUGAUAACCAUUUGACUGUUAUCCUUUUUAAUCUUGGCACACAGAUGAAUGAUCCUGGAAGUGCAACAUAGUGCACUAGUGUCUAAUAGUGUCCAAUGCUAUACAAUAACAUUGGAAUUUUUUGAACAGAAAUCUACACAAACUAGUACAAAUGAAUGUUAUUACCAAUGCUUAAGAUUGAAAUUAUCAGCCAUUGCUAUCUCUUACCCUUUAAGACCGGUCAUUAUAACCUGGAAACCUGUCUCAGUGUGGUGCUGUUGUCCCUAUCCAUGGUCAUGGCUGGAUCAGGCAACCUGACUGUCCUUCAGUUAUGUCGUUUUAUGCACAAGAAAACCGGUGGGGAAAUGAACUAUGGCUUUCACCUAGCACAUCACAUGGCAUUGGGCCUUCUCUUCCUCGGAGGUGGGCGGUAAGUCUGAAACAUUUUAGUGUGUGUGUGUUUUAGUAUGGCUGUAUCCUUGCACUCAGGCUGAAUAUACAGUGGCCGGGUGCCAGUCUGAAUGAUAUAAAUGUCUUUAUUGAGGGGCCAGGGAUCAACGUUUCAUCCCAUACUGGAAGUUUCAUCAGGAUAACAUUACAAUACAAAGCAAAUAUUUAUAUAGGAACAGUAACUAAGGUCUAACUAACCACAGGUGUGCUCAGUGCGAAUCCAGGCGUCCGUGCGUACCCUGUGCGUAUGCGUGUGGAUAGCUUCGCCCCCAAUAGUGAAGCGGUACAUGCGCCAUGACUUUUCGUUUACUGUUGUCGUGGUGACGCGGCUUCGAUGUCAUAAUAGUGAUGCCGAUAUGGGGAUGCAUAGUGCUGUUUGUACCUAUGGUAAAUCGUGGUAAUAUUGGAAGGAUAAUUGCUAUAACAAGUAAUUACAGGUGAUUAUAAAUAAUAACGUAAUAAUUACUGCUAGAUUGUCGUGUUGAAGAUUGUGAGAGUAGACUAAAGUAUAAUUGUUACACCUGAACAUAAAAAUAAGGCAUAUUUACAUAAAGUACAUAUUAACUAAACAGUCACUUGCCUAAUUAAAAAAACGAUGAACCUAGAGGGGAAAUAGAUAUUAUAAUUUAUGAAGAAAUUUAACUUACAUACUUUAUGAAUAAAUUAUAGUCCCUAUCUCUAAACCCCAAAACUUAGUUUGGGGUAAAGGGGUGAAUAUUAUUGCUAACUAUUGAAUUUUCUAUGUUCUCUCACUAUUGAAUUUUCCCCUUCAGUCUAAGGUUUGAGCGAAAAUUCAAUAGUAAGUUAGACCUUCGUUACUUUUCCUAUAUAAAUGUUUGCUUUGUAUUGUAAUAUUAUCCUCAUCCUUAUGAAAGUCCUGGUACGUGACUUAAACGUUGACCCUGGAACCCUCAAUAAAGAAAUGUAUAUAAUUCAGCAAGGCCGUGAGUGCAGCUCUUUCUAAUAUUUAAAAAAAAAAAUAUAUAUAUAUAUAUAUAUAUAUAUUUUUUUUUUUUAUCUUGUCUGUCACCAGUUUUGUUGUCAGGUUUAUAUCGCUGUCUUUUGUUUGUGGUUACAAGUGUUUCUGUUUAAUUUCUAUAUGUGAUUUUGUUUUACAGUUAUACGCUAAGUACUACAAAUUCUUCCAUCGCUGCACUGCUUUGCGCACUAUAUCCUCACUUCCCUGUGCACAGCACAGAUAACAGGUAAAUAUCACCAAGUAUGUUCCUUGCAUGUUCUUUCACAAAUGUAUUUAUGUACAGUUCAUUCCACAGUGAAAUAACAUUGUCAAUGUGAGGAUCUUGACCAUGUCACAUGCAUUAUGUGUUUUAUAUGAAGAUGGUCAAUUCUCCUGUCCUGCAUCUCUUAAUUAAAUUAAUUUUUAUUUAAACCCAUUUGUACAGUGUUGCAUAAAUUACUGGCAUUUUAUCAAAAUAGAGUAGUAAUAAAUGAUGAAGCUUCCUCUUUUAGAAUAUUGAAAACUUGUAUACAACAUUUAGAAAGCUUUUGAUGAGUAGCCAAACAUUUUUUUCCACAAAGCUUUGCCAGCCUUAAAGGGGAACUGUCACUUAUUUGUAAUUUACAGCAUUGAAGCAAACAUUAUUAAUCCCCUAUAACAGAUAAAUAAAUUGCUAUAUUUUCUUUUAAAAUGUUAUUAAAGAUUUAGCUCUAUGCUGAUUGCCCUUAUUCAAGUUACCGAGAUCAUAUGAAUGACGGAUAGCUCAGACAGAGGUGCCCAGUUCCAGCAUAGAGGUGUGGAUAUCUAGAUUUUAUUUUAUUUUUCCCUUCAGAUUAGAGGCAGUGCUUUACAACUGGGAUUUCAUCACCUGGAGGGAAAAAACAGGCAGGCAAUCUCCCAAACUUUUCAAGAACCUCCCCCAAUUAACCUUUGGCCUUAUAAAUUGCUUCCUACCCAAGACAUCCCCAGUUCUUUGCCUGCCUCCGGCAGAGGAGGGUGUCAGGGUCAGGUUUUCUCCCUAGAAGUAUGGUGAGAGGGCUGAGGCUCUGGAAGCUCUACUUCUUUUAAAUAAACUUUUCAGAGAUCGGCCAGGGAUAACACACCAGAUGGCUGUAUCUCACAAAUGCAUAAUUCUUAAACAGAGGGAUCGUAAAGAUAAUGUUAAAGUUCCUGGGAAAUGACCGUUCACAUUUAAAGGGACAGCCUAUGCACCAUAACCAUUAAAAAUGCUCUCUAGUGGUUAUGGUGCCUUAACUUUCCAGGCGGUUUCCCAAGAUAAGAGUUAAACAAUUUUUAAACAACUUGACAUGUCCCUAUUUGAACAAAAUUGAUGUCAAUAAUGUGGAAUUAAGAACUUACAUAUUACAUAUAUAUCAGAAGAGGAGGCUUGGGUGCAUGGAGCCAGUGAGGGGAACUGUCAAAUCGUUUGAUAGAGUUCUGGCUACUCUGUCUUGAUUGAAGAUGGUCUUUUGCAAGAGUACAACUAAAACUUUAUUUUUCUAUUGUUUGUUUAUAUAUAUAAUCAUCCUGCAAUUUUCUUCCAUGGCUAUUACACAGCCUUUAUCACCAUAUAUGAGCAAUCUUUACAUUCUGUUAUCCCAUUAUCCCAAUAAGGUAUCACCUUCAAGCUCUGCGGCACCUUUACGUGCUGGCUGCUGAGCCACGGCUCCUGGUGCCUGUUGAUGUUGAUACAAAUACUCCAUGUUAUGUGCUUUUGGAGGUUACUUACAAGGUAAGACUUUGAAUUUAGAUAGCAACAAAGGUUUUGUCUGGGACAUCAGAUGCAUGCAGUAUCUAUUCACAAAUAAUGUUAAACACUUGCCAUUUUCAUAGUUUGACAUUAUUCUUUUUUUUAUUAUUUUGCCACAUUUCAUGAUUUCGCGAUUUCAUGCCGAAAAGUGUAUAACCAUAAUCACUAACCCCAGUACAAAUAAAAGUUAAUAUGCAGUGAUCCAGUGUAUAACAAAGACAAAAUUUAUAUCAAACCACACAAAGUGAGAAAGUAAUAAAUAUGCAAAAAUACAACCUGAGCUUGUCAGUAUAAUCAGGUAGUAUCUAAAAGCAUAAAAUAAAAUACAACAUCGUGUAAUCUGUAUAAAAACAGUUAAGAUAGGGCAGAACAGACUAUCACUCACAUUAUGCAGAGCCGUCCCAGGCUCUGUAUUGUAGGCUCAAAGGUGCCAAUACAGGCAAACGAAGUUCCCAGAAAGUAGAUGGAGAAAUUUCUCAAAAAAAUAUAUAUUUAUUGAAUAAUAUAAAAUUCAAAAUUACAAAGCUCAAGGUACUAGAGGAGUGGAAUCCAAACCAUGCAAACAAAAGGAUAUCCACUUACCCCAAAACAAAGACCGAGAGGAAAUACAUGAAAUAAACACACAUAAAAAUAAAAUACAACUGGGUAAUAAAAAAUAGCAGCAAGCAGCAGACGCGUUUCGGCUCAAAAAGCCUUCUUCAAGUGCUGAUGUUGAGGUCUCCGGAGCUUGUUUAAAUACUCUAGAUCAUUGCAAACACGUGUGUAGUCUCCGUUCAAUUCCGUCACUUCCGGUAUUUUCGAAUGACGUCACUUCCGGUUAUCGGCGUUUGGAACGCAUGGUGAUCCAGUGUGUCUGUACUUUGCUGGGGUCUUAAAUAUUAUUUGUCUUUUCUAGAUUUAUUUUUAAAUGUCCUUUAUUUUUUUUUUUUAUAAAAUCCAGUGCAAAGUCAUGGGUAAAAAAAGUUUGGUGAUUUUUUUAAAUGUAUUUUGCCUUUUUUAAAUGUAAUAUUAUUUUAAAUAUGCAUAGGGAACACAGUGGUAUGAAGAAACAACGGAAGAACUGAUGGCACCAAGCCUGCUUCCUGAGCUUCAUCUGCUAAAACAGGUGUGUGUAUUUUAACAUCUAUAUAUAAAGCAUGCUACUCUAUCACAUCGUGUGUAACUGGAGGUCAUUUUCUGCCUCAUGCUUGUCCUACAAAUGUAUUAGAAAGAUAGAAUACAAAUGGAGCCACUGUCCUUCCAAAACGCCAUCCUCUGCCAAGCGUGUAACACACCAUCUCUGUGUUAACCAUUAGAUCCAGUCUAGGAGAAAUUUGAGUUACACUUGUGAUUUCUGUUAUAUAUGGACGGUUUUGUAUUAUACCUUAUUUUGUUUUAUACUAUUUUCCACGUAGCUUCUCCUCUUCAUGACCAUAUUUUCUUUAGUAAGCAUAUAAACUGCUUGCUUUUUAGCCACCACCUCUGUGUUCAGAUGUUUAUGGAGAAUGCAUUGUCUGUAACACUUCAGCAGAAUCAUUGGGAGAGAUCUUGGCUGUCUGCAUUCAUGGCGUUAAUUCAGGUGUUCAGCUUCACUCUUACUUCACAUAAAUAUACACACGUACAAAAUGAAGUGAAUGGGAGCUAACUUUUGUAGCUGACUGUACUUUAACUGUAUUUGUUAUCCAUUCCAUUAACACAUAAUUAUUUUUCUCUCUAUAUCAGAGUGGAGUUGGUUUAAACCCGUAUUUAAAUAAAGAUUUAAACCUGCAAGAGUGAGUUUGAAUCAUAAUUUUUCAAUGUAAAGACUCACUCUCCCUGGUUGUUCCGAUUAGUUCGACAGUUAUGUCAGAACUGCUUUUGUUUUAUACCAUUAGAAAUACGUUGGUAAUGAUGACAUCAUUGCAAGGUUAAAUAUCCAGUUUAGUAGCUUAAAAACUCAUCAAAGAACAGCUUAAAUAGUUGUAUUUAACUAAAAUAAUAACAUAUAGCAUAUAUAUUCAUGUAUUUGUUUAAACAUCAAUGAUUGUUAAAGGGACACUAUAGUCAACAUAUAACGGUCCCCUAGCCUUCUUUCUUGCUUUUAUAUGAACUUGUCAUAAAAAAAAAAAAAUCUGAGUAAGUUUUAAUAAUAAAACUUACCUCCGUUCUAGCGCUGAGCUCCCCGCUAGGCCACGCCCCCUUUUUUUUGGUCAAAAUGAAGAAAUCACAGGGCCCAAUAGGACGCUUCUCCUUGAGAAGCGUCAUCGCGAUGUGGUGUGCAUGCGCGGUUUCGCGCUGCACCAAUCACAUUCUUCAUAGAGCGGCAUUGAAUGCCGCCCUAUGAAGAAACUCAGCGCUCAACUGCGCAUGUGCGCGGAAUACGCGUUUGCGAGCUGAGCUGUCUGACUGACAGCUCAGCUCGCUUUCUAUACCCGCCCCCCUCCUCAGCCAAACUGUGUUUGCAUAUAAACACUAUAUAUAGAUCUCUCUCUCUCUCUCUCUCUCUCUCUCUCUCUCUCUCUCUCUCUCUCUCUCUCUCUCUCUCUCUCUCUCUCUCUCUCUCUCUCUAUAUAUAUAUAUACUGAUAUAGUGUUUCUAUGCAAACACACAAGUAGUAAAAAAUUAGACAUACACACACUCUUUCUCCAUCCAUCCCCAUCAUUCAUAUCAUCCAUCCCCAUCAUCCAUAUCAUCCAUAUCCAUACCCAAAUCCAUCCACUCCCAAUAUCCAUCCAUAUCCAUCCAUCCCCAUCAUCCAUCCUCACCCACUCACCCUCAGUCACCCACACACACUCACUAAAUUUACUUACUGUUUGAAUCCUCCCCUCCUCCUCUUCGGUCUUCAACCUGUCAGCUCAAGCCACUCCCACGCAGUGCUGACAGCCUCAGCACACAAAGCUCGUGCACAGUGCUUUGUGUGCUGAUAGCACGUCUGAAGUAUUCACCCAUGCGUGAGUACAUCAGACCUGAAUGAAGCCUUUUUAGGGCUUCUGAACUCUGAAGUCCAUCUGGUGGCAGUCUGACUGCAACUGGAGUUGUUCCAAGCUUCCAAUGUAAACACUGUAUAUUCUUUGAAAAUACAGUGCUUACAAGAAAAAGGCUUCAGGGAGCUGUAGCACACACCUGAACAACCUCAUUAAGCUGAAGUUGUUCAGGUGACUAUAGUGUCCCUUUAACUAAGUGGCUAAAUAAACUAUCUUUACAAAGCUUAAACUGCAAUGGUGUAUCCUCUUACCAGGGUCCCCGCUGGGAGCCUACCCUUCUCUGAUGCUGGGUGAAAAUUCUCACUGUUCACUUCUUUGCCAUUUAAGAGUUAAAGCACUUUGUUUAUAUAGCCCUAGUCACACCAUUCUGCAUGUUUCAGCUUUCCUAAACACUUACUGUAAAGUGAGAUCUAUUGUUUAAAUUUCCCUUAUUAUACAUUCUGUUGAAUUUAGAAUUUCUUAUUUCCUGCCCAGUUAAUAGCUUGAUAGACACUGCAGGAUCCUCCUGUGUGUGAUUAAAGUUAAAAAAAAAUACGUUGUGAUUACAUUGUUUUGAUGCCUAUAGUGUCCCUUAAACUUGGAUCCAUGUAUUUACCAAAAAUUUUAAUAUUGCAUUAAUACACCGCCUCAUUCUACAUAACGGAUCUAUAUUAAAUGCUGAGUAGUAGUUGGACUAUGUUGUAUCUUAAAUUGAAAACUGUCUCUAAAUCAGUGGUUCCCAAACAAGUCCUUACAACACACCAACAGCACAGGUAUUGUCAAAUUUAAAUAGAAAAGGGAAAUACAUAAAUCCUGGAUUGUUGGUCUACCAUGAGGACUGGUUUGGCAACCUCUGCUGUAGAUAAAAAACAUUUUUUCCCCAUCCAAAAGGCACUUUUUUUUUUUUUUUUAAAUUAAACAAAUCUGAAUGAUUGAUUUCCCCCCCACUCCCCUCCUCAAUUUGUAUUCAUGGUGUUUUUGCUUUCUGUCAUCAUUUGUAGUACAUAUCAAUGUGUAAUGUGCUUUUUGAUUAAUUUUUCUUUUGAUUUUCCUUUUCUGAAUGUAAAUAUUUUACGCUUUGAUUUGAAAGAUUGGUUUAAUGACAGAUGUGGUAUUAAUUAUUCUAAACAAAUUUAUAUUCACUGUAAGCUGGAGAGGUUAGGCUCUGCUAGUUUUUUGAUCUGUUGCAGUAGAAUCCUUGUCUUUAAUAUCCAGUUAACCGAGAUGGGUGUUUUAGCUUCCAUACUGUAUUUAUAAAGGUCUGUCUUGGUUCUCUUUGUCUAAUCAGAUUAAAGUGAAAGGCCCCCGAUACUGGGAAAUAGUGAUUGACUUGCACAAAGGCCCUCAGCAACUCAAGUAAGUGAGAAUUGUCUUAUUAGUACGUUACUAUUUCAAUAUCUUGAACAGGUGAUGCUUGCUGGUUUCCCCAGUCCUUAUUAAGAAGACUAAUUAGACUGAAAUCCCAGUGGAGUCAACAGGCUAUUUCCACUCAUUCCAGACUGUAGACAAUAUGUUGCGACUACUGCAGACCCUCACUUAACCCACUUUUUCUUUAGGAUGAAUUUCCUUCUCAUCUCUUAUGACUCUUGGUGUGCCUGCUAUCGUACCUGCUUAAUUAUCAUUAGGUUCACUUCAGACUGUCACACUGUGUGAUAAAUGUGAUCUUAUUUACAUUCACUAUAUAAAUCUGGACCACAAUUGUAAAUGUACUGUCUUAGGCUCUAUGGAUGUAUCUUUCGAUCGUCCGCUUUCCCGCUGAAGAAUCUCAUUGUUAUUAAGGGGAUACUGUAGGCAUAAUAACCAUUUCAUUUAAUUGAAAUGGUUAUAGUGCCGAGGGUCCCCUAGCACUCCUCCAUUCAGUGUUUAAUUAUUUUUGAGCAAGUUAACAGUGAAUGAGGGUUCCUGACUUCCUUAAGUCUCGCCAUGACUGGAGUUAUGGCUAUGGCAGAGAUCACACACUUCCUUGUAGCCAUACCAGUUCUUACUUGCAAUGGCACAGUGAUUGGGUGAUUACAGUCAGCUGACACUCUUAGCUAAUCUCAGCCGCCUUUUGCUGCUCAGGUUAAUACUAACUCACUAGCCCAAGCAGCACAGAUGGGAUUGUUUCUGGGGUUCUUGUUUAAUUUUAAGACGUUAAAGCUCCAGGGAACUCCAGACAUUAUAACGGCUUCAAUUAGGUGAAGCAGUUAUAGUGCCUACAGUGUCCCUUUCGGUGAUCACUAGGAUCCGCCAACAGAGUUGUCUUAAGAAUUUAAAAAAAAAAAAAAAAAAGUUGAUCAUACAAUUUAAGUGUACUUUGGUUUCUUGUCUUAUUUGAAAAGUGCCUCUUAAAAUGAAUCCUGCUUCCAAAAAUAUAUAAAACAUUUCCACAUUUAAAUUAGCCUACAGGUUCAGAGACGUUUCUGAAAAUUAAAUGCAUGCUUUUUUUAAUGAAACCACUGGUAAUCAUGAAGUGAGAUUUUAGGUUAAGGGAUGGAGGGCAUUGGAUUGCAGGGAAUUCUAUAGUUUGUGUUAAACACUUGAAACAGUCUGACAAAAACUGUUCCUUUAAAAAUGAAAAAUAAACACUUUUAAAAAUGCUUAUUAUACUAAUUUCAGUUAUUUUUCAUCUUCUGUUUUGGUUCCUUUUAUUGCAUUAUUAAAAAACAAAAACAAAAAAAAAGUUGUAUUUAAAUUUAAUUUAAAAAAAAUAACUUGGCACAUGUAUCACCUGUGAUUUUUGGUUAGUUGGGAAAAAAAUAUUUUUUUCUGUGCAUAAUCCAAAUACCAGUUAGUCAUUUAGUAAACAUUUGUUGUUGAUGGCAUGCUGUAUACCUGUUUUUUUGCCAUGCUAUAUUUUAAACAAAUUGGAAAUAAAACUUGCCAUGUUUUGUCAACAUAGAUUCUGUUUUUGCUAAAUUUCUUAUAUUAAACAGAGUGGGAAGAUUUUUUAAUUUUUUAUUUUGUUUUCCUGUGUAGAGCGGGUCAUUUAAUAAAGGGAGAAUUUUCUGUGAAUUUCAAAUUUAAGACCAGAGUAGCUGAGCAUAGAUGACUUUCUGGUUCAUCUAUUUUGACCUUAAAUAUGAAAUUUACUUUGAAAUUUAAUGAUUUACCCUGAUUGUUAUCCUAGUCUAAUAUUUACAGGGGGAAAAAAGCAUCCAGGGCAUUAAGCAGAGUAGACAAUUUAAACUAUAAUGUGUAUAAAGUUACAUAGAUAUCAAUACAACAGUUAGUGAGACGUAUUUGUGACGGUCAACCGUGAAACAUUGGAGGAAUAGCUAAAAAGGAUCUCCUGGGAGAGAAAAGAGGUGUUAAUAGCAAAGAUGUAAAGUUUGAAAAUACCUGGUAAAAGGUAAUAGAAGAGGACGAAUAAGAGAAAAAAAUAAGUAUAUAUAUAUGUGUGUGUGUAUGUAUAUGGAAGGGGGGGGGACCAGAGAGCUGUUAGUAACAGGAACUCUAUAUGGGAAGGGGGCUAGGAGUGGAACAGCAAUGGAUCGAUCUGUUAACAAAGGGGCAAUACCUACUGCUUUUCAAAUUCAGUAGAUGUGUGAUCUGAAAGUAUCUCUAGGUAUCUAGACUGGUGGGUGGUUCUGGCUAAAAGAAAAAACAUGUCAACUACCCUGGGAAAUUAGGUGGCAAGGAAUAUUUUGUGGAGUGAUGGGAGGCAGAGCCAACCAAAGAUUUGUUGGGUUGACAAAAUCUGAAGGUCCUUUCUGAUAGUAUUAUGAAGCUUUUUGGAAUUACAAUGAAGUUGGAAAUGGUCAUGUUUGCUCAGUACCCCAAGGAUUACACUUUGUAAGAAAAACGUGCUUGCAGUUACUACAGGAGGAAGCCGUAAGUUAGAAGUUCAGGUUUAGCAGCUUUAAAGCAUACAUUUGGGGAUUGUACAUUGAUAAAAGGUGUCUUGCCUGCAAUGUUAGUGUUACUUAGUUUUAGUACUAGUACUUAGUCUCCUCCCCUCCCACCACUAAACUAUUGGGUGGCACUAGUGCACCAUGCAAUAUUCCACAUUGUGCAUAAACUUUUUAUUAUUUUUUUAAAUGUAAGAAUGAAGCCAGCACGAGGGUAGUGGCUAAUAGACAGCAGUGUGUAAGACUUCUUUAAUAUAAUGAACAGCAGAAGGUUGUUGGCAUAUACAGCCAAAUCAUGCACUUUGUCAACAACCUGGAAACAUGCAGUACUCUGUGAUAACUAGGCAUGUGCAUGGGAAAAAUUUUCGGUUCAGUUUAGCUCGGCAUUCCGAAAUUCGAGAUUUUCGCAAUUUGUCACUUCAGAAAUUCGGUAAGUUCGGGACUUCUAUUGCAGCCGCUUAGUAGAUAACUCCCUAAUUCCCACGGUAUAAAAAUUACUUAGUAUUAGUAAAUUUUGCCCCUACUCGCUAUACCGCGAGUAGGGGCAUGUAUAGUAAACAGUGAGCAGCCUGUGGCUGCUCACUGUUUAAAUUAAAAAAAAGGGUCCCCCUCCCAAGCCUCCACUCGCGACGCGAGUGGGGGCCUUUAAACUAAUUUACCCCUGAGCGCCGGGUGGGGGCCCUAAAGUAAAAUGAUGGGGGGGGGACACACCUAUUGUCCUCCCCCCUGGCCCCCACCCCUGAGCAGUGGGUGGGGGCCCUAAAUACUAAUAAGGGGGGACACCUAAUGUUCUCCCCCCUGAGCGGCGGGUGGGGGCCCUAAAUUGGAAUGGGGGGGUUACCUAAUGUCUUCCCCGGCUCUCACCCCUGGGCGGCGGGUGGGGGCCCUAAAUACCAAUAGGGGGGACAUAUUGUCCUCCCCCUUGCCCCCACCCCUAAGUGGCGAGUGGGGGCCCUAAAAAAAAAGUCAUCCCCACACGUGACUAGGGGUCCCCAAACCCCUAGUCACCCCCUCCCCCCCAAAAAAAUUAUCCCCCUACCUACCCCCCUCACCCUAAAAAUAAUGAGGGGGGGACUUUUCACUAAGUACCUGUAAAAAAUAAAACUUACCAUUCAAUGUUUUCUUUCUUCUAAAAUCUUCUUUUUUCAGCCCCAAAAAAGGCCAAAUAAAAAACCAUAAUAACCGACGCAAUUAAUAAAAGAAAAAAUUCCAUCACCACCCGGUGAGGGCUCCGCACAGACUGAGCUCUGCCCUCGCCGGGUGAAGGAGUAUUAUUUCUUUGCGCUCUGUUUUUUUUUUGUGUUUUUUUUUGUAGUGUGUUGGUUAUUAUGGUUUUUUAUUUGGUCUUUUUUGGGGCUGAAAAAAGAUUUUAGAAGAAAGAAAACAUUGAAUGGUCGAAUGGUAAGGUUUUUUUUUUUGUUGUUUUUACAGGUACUUAGUUAAAGGUCCCCCCCUCAUUAUUUUUUAGGGUGAGGGGGAUAGGUAGGGGGUUAAUUUUUUUGGAGGGGGGAGGGGUGACUAGGGGUUUGGGCUGCUCACUGUUUAAUAGACAUACCCCUACUCGUGGUAUAGCGAGUAGGGGCAUAAUUUACUAAUACUAAGUAAUUUUUACUUAGUAAAUUUGGCUGAAAGACCAAUUUAGGUCUUUCAGCCUUUUGGUAGAUAGCUCCCUAAUACCGUGGGAAUUAGGGAGUUAUCUACUUAUUCAUUCCUGUCAUUACACUGACUGGCUAAGUAACUUACAUUUUACAUGAAUGUAUGUAUGUUGAUUGUUGUAAGUGUUGCAAAUGCUUACAGCUGAAUCCUGGCUAUGUUUGUAUACUUUUUAUUUAAAAUUGUAUACAAUGUAACAUUCUUCUUCUUUCACUGGGUAAGUAUAUUGGUACUUAGGCAAUACUGUAUUUCGGGACUUCAGCAAUUCGGACAUUUUGAAGUACCCGAAUUCACCGAAAUUCAUCCGAAUUCAUAUUCGGACCGAAACGAAUUGCACAUGUCUAGUGUUAACUGCUCCUCGAAACUGCUACGGUGAUAGAACAUGAAGCAAUGGGCAGUGGACAGUCUCACACUGUUUUUAGACUGCAUUCUCUUAGACCAGGUAUAAUAAUGUUUUUGUUUUUUUUACUCAGAUUCUUGCCAUAGGAAGGAUAUAUAUAAUAUAAACAAAAUAUCUGUUAAUUGGAUUGCUACAUUGAACCGUGCACGUCAAGUGGAUAUAUACAAAAAAUAUAGAGAAUACAAUAUAGUGCAGAUUGUAAAACACUGAGCCAAUUUUAUAGGCUCUUUGAAAUGUGAGUGAUCCAUUCUGCUACUUAAUUAAACUAUCAGUGUUUUUACAAUCUGCACUAUAUUUUUUUGUAUAUAUCCACUUGACGUGCACGGUUCAACCAAGAUCUCAAGGGGCAACCCCAAAAUUUUCAUAGCACUGCACUUGAGGUAUAUGUUCUAAAUAUACCAUUUUUUUUUAUCUUUCUGUUAAAUUGUGUGUGGAAUAAAGGGGAAUCCACACUACUGUACAGAGCUGCUAUACAUCAAUUUCACUAUAAGCUAUUUUUGUGACACACAAUCUCCCAAAAGGAGACUUUGGUUCUAGAUUGCUACAUCAUUGUGACUUUUCCCUCUUAUUUACACACCUGUUCAUGGGUCGACAGAUUCAUUUUAAUUAAAUUUAAAAAAAUAUUUUUUUUUUUCCUUCUUCAAUCAGUAUUUUUAUUGAGGCAUACAUGUUACAAAAAAUUGUUAUAUAAUAACAUUGGGGUAUAGUACGUACAAUAACAGAUAAUGUGAGUAUAAUUUUCAUCAACAAUAAUGAAACUAUCUUGAAAAGCACUGAGUGAGCAAUAAUCUGGUGUAUGAGUAAAACACAAGUAAUAUAGUAAUAUAAGACAAGUACUAUGCCAGUGAAUUCUUUACAAUUUGCAGUCACCCUAUUGUCACAUAGGGUACGGUUGGGAGUGUUGCACAAGUGCCACUGAUGGAUGCAAGUCAACAAUACUGGUGUCCCAGUGCAUCACUAUACCCGCACCAGGCCUAAUAAGGAGCCUUCACUAAUACUGGCCGGGUUAUAAAUAAUGUCCAAGUCCUUUCCCCUGGACAGUGGAUCCAUGCACUUUGGUCUGUUGCUUGGACAUCUCCACCCAAAUAGCUCUCCACAAGUGGGGGGGAGAUGUGAUGGGGACAGUCCCCUAAUGGCUCUCAGCCCAAGAGGGGCCUUACGUCUGAAUGGUGUUGAGAGAUGGCUAAUGUGCCUGGUGCAGGGACACCCUACCUCCAGCUCUGCGUUGCCGAGCCUAAGUCUUUUAGUGAGUAUUGGGUGGCUUAUAGAAUGCUUGUUUGUAAAGUAGUGCCCACAUCCUCUUACAAAGUUGGUCGUAUUUGGACAGGAUGUCCUCAGUUGCAUAUUAGGUUUUGCUCCACGUGGCUGCACAGCCAUUUUGCAAAAAGCUAGUACUUACAGUUGCAAGAAAAAGUAUAUGAACCCUUUGGAAUGAUAUGGAUUUCUGCACAAAUUGGUCAUAAAAUGUGAUCUGAUCAUCUAAGUCACAACAAUAGACAAUCACAGUCUGCUUAAACUAAUAACACACAAAGAAUGAAAUGUUGCCAUGUUUUUAUUGAACACACUAUGUAAACAUUCACAGUACAGGUGGAAAAAGUAUGUGAACCCUUGGAUUUAAUAACUGGUUGAACCUCCUUUGGCAGCAAUAACUUCAACCAAACAUUUCCUGUAGUUGCAGAUCAGACGUGCACAACGGUCAGGAGUAAUUCUUGACCAUUCCUCUUUACAGAACUGUUUCAGUUCAGCAAUAUUUUUGGGAUGUCUGGUGUGAAUCGCUUUCUUGAGGUCAUGCCACAGCAUCUCAAUCGGGUUGAGGUCAGGACUCUGACUGGGCCACUUCAGAAGCCGUAUUUUAAAAUUCUGUUUAAGCCAUUCUGUUGUUGAGUUACUUCUAUGCUUUGGGUCAUUGUCCUGUUGCAACACCAAUCUUCUGUUGAGCUUCAGCUGGUAGACAGAUGGCCUUAAGUUCUCCAACAAAAUGUCUUGAUAAACUUGGGAAUUCAUUUUUCCUUCGAUGAUAGCAAUCCGUCCAGGCAGCAAAGCAGCCCCAAACCAUGAUGCCCCCACCACCAUACUUCACAGUUGGGAUAAGGUUUUUAUGUUGGUGUGCUGUGCCUUUUUUUCGCCACACAUAAUGUUGUGUGUUUCUUCCAAACAACUCAACUUUGGUUUCAUCUGUCCACAGAAUAUUUUGCCAGUACUGCUGUGGAACAUCCAGGUGCUCUUGUGCAAACUGUAAACGUGCAGCAAUGUUUUGUUUGGACAGCAGUUGCUUCCUCUGUGGAAUCUAUUCUUGUUUAGUGUUUUACGUAUUCUAGAUUCGCUAAUAGGGAUGUUAGCAUUUGCCAGUGACUUUUGUAAGUCUUUAGCUGACACUCUAGGAUUCUUCUUCACCUCAUUGAGCAGUCUGCGCUGUGCUCUUGCAGUCAUCUUUACAGGACGGCCACUCCUAGGAAGAGUAGCAGCAGUGCUGAACUUUCUCCAUUUAUAGAUAAUUUGUCUUACCAUGGACUGAUGAACAGCAAGGCUUUUGGAGAUACUUUUAUAACCCUUUCCAGCUUUAUGCAAGUCAACCAAUUCUUAAUCGUAGGUCUUCUGAGAGCUCUUUUGUGCGAGGCAUCAUUCACAUCAGGCAAUGCUUCGUGUGAAAAGCAAACCCAGAACUGGUGUGUUUUUUUUAUAGGGCAGGGCAGCUGUAACCAACACCUCCAAUCUCAUCUCAUUGAUUGGACUCCAGUUGGCUGACAUCUCACAGAGAUGUCAUUAGUCUAGGGGUUCACAUACUUUUUCCACCUGCACUGUGAAUGUUUACAUGUUGUGUUCAAUAAAAACAUGGCAACAUUUCAUUCUUUGUGUGUUAUUAGAUAAAGAUAGAGGAGUGCAGGUAAAAAUAUGUGUAUAAUAUACUUAUAAAUGCUUGAUUGUCCUUUAGAUGUUACCUAUAUACAGAAAAGGAUAAACAUAGCAUAAUACUGUUGGACUAAAAGAUUGUCAAUAAGUAAAUAUUGGUUCCACUCACACUUUGCAGAGCCACAUAUAGUAGGCUCUGACUUUUGUCGCUCUUUUCAAAUCCCUGAUGUAUUUGACUCCACCACACCUCCAGGUCUCUCCACUUUUGCCAGGAUACAGGAGAUAUAAAUGAUUCCAAAGGAGAUAGGGGAUAUAGGUCAAAAAUUUAUUUAACAUAUAUAGUUAAAAACAGGGAAAUCUAUAAAGUGCAUUCAAGUGAAAAUCAAUAAGGUAGCAGCACUGACGCGUUUCGACCGUCAAAACAGUCUUUUUCAAAGUGCAUAAAAUGUUCGUCUCCAUACUCUGUAUAUAUACCAUUUGAAUUUGGCGCCAAAAAUCUCCGUUCGCUGGCGUCCAUGUACUUCCUGGUUUCGCCGGCCGGCUUACUUGUCUCCACCCAUUUUUACGUCAGAUUGCGUUUAGUUGCGUCUGACGUCAGAUGUCUUUUUCCCGAACCGGAAGUAACUCAAAUUAGCUCCCUGAAGCUGCCGCAGCCAUCUUAAAAGAGUCUUUAUAAUAUAUUCAGUAUGGGACUAUCCUGGCAAUAUAUUCUUCAAUUUGUAACAAAGUACAAACAUCUCGAUCUUUAUAAACCUAUGUUGCUAAUAAAAAGCAUAUGCAAUUGCACAGACAUAUUUUUCAUAAGUAUAUUUAAAAGAAGAGAAGAGAAUACCAUAUAACAUUUAAAACAAGAGAGAAAGAGAUAACAUCAUUAAUAUGUCUGUGAAACACAGAACAGUAAAACAUAUAGAUUGUUAAUACAUAUAUUCAUAAAAAAUAUAUAUAUAGAAAAUCAUUUUAUAUUAAAAUCAUAACUAUAAACCGUUUUUUAAAAAUAAUUAAAUGAGCACACUCAUUUCAAAAUCCAUAUUAAGUCCUUUAGGUGAUAGUGUGUCCAAAUUAAAAAUCCAACCCAUUUCACAUCUACUCAAAUUUGCGUUGAUAUCACCUCCUCUCCAAUGUUUUGUAACCGUUUGAAUUCCAUAAAACUUUAUAUGACUUGGGUCCUGAUUGUGGUGUUCAAGAAAAUGUAGAGAGACAUUAUGGGUUUUAAGUCCUUUUUUGAUGUUAUAUAUGUGUUCACGCACCCUCGUGGCCACACAUCUAGAUGUUUUGCCCACAUAUUGUAGACCACAGGGGCACUCCAACACAUAUAUAACAUUCUUAGUCUUACAAGAGAUAAAUUUAUCUAUCUUGUACUCUUUUAAAUUAACAUUGGAGUGGAAGGAUAAAAUCUUUUUUUCUUUUAUUUUAGAUGUUCUACAUCCCAUACAUUUUCCACAAAAAUUAAAACCUUUUAAAAUGGUCUUCUGACUGUUUAAAAAAUUAUUGUCAGUUUUUUCAAUAAAACUCGAUGUUAAAAUUUGCUUAAGAUUCUGGGCCCCCCUAUAUAUAAUUUUAGGUUUCUCUCCUAUAUAAGGUGCAAUAUCAUCAUCUUGUUGAAGUAAAUGCCAGUUCUUAUUAAAAAUUUGCUUCAGUUUUGAAUGAUUUUUGUUAAAAUUAAAUAUUAGUGGGAUUGUAUCUUCAUAUUUUUUAUCAUUCUUUUGCUGGUGUUUCAACAAUUCUUCUCUAUUUAAUUCCCCAAUUUUUUGAAUUGUAUUCUCAAGACUAGCUUCCUUAUAACCUUUUUCUAAAAAUUGACCUUUUAGUGAGGAGGCCUGUAAAUUAUAUUUUUCUAUUUCUGAACAGUUCCUUCUCAAUCUAAGGAAUUGGCCUCUUGGGAUAUUAUCCAGCCAAGGUGGAAAGUGACAGCUUCCCUUUUCUAUGAAGCUGUUCACAUCCACCUGUUUAAAGAAUGUACAUGUCUCAAUUUUGUUCUUUUUAAUAUAGAUGUUUAAAUCUAAAAAAUCUAUAGUUUGUUGGUUGAUUGUAUGGGUUAGUUUAAUAUUCCAUUGAUUAGUAUUAAGAUAAUUUAAAAAGUCUAAAGCUGAUGAUUCACCACCUUUCCAAAUAAAGAAAAUAUCAUCAAUAUAUCUUCUAUAGAGGACCAGGUUCGCUACCCAGUCAUGUUGGGAAAAAACAAAAUUUUCUUCCCAAUGGGCCAUAAAUAAAUUAGCAUAACUGGGAGCGAACCUGGUCCCCAUAGCAGUUCCUCUGCAUUGUAGGUAAAAAUCACCUUCAAACCAAAAGAAAUUAUUGUUUAAAAUAAAUUUGAUAGAUUCCAAGAUAAAAUCAAUUUGGAAGCAUCAUUAAUUUCCAGUAAAAAGAGUAAAUUUCAAAGAGAUCAUAAUGAUUAUGCAACCAAUAACGUUAGAAAGAAACCUAGAAUCAAUAAGAACUUUGAGAAAAAAUAUGAGAAUAGGAUGACUCAAAAGAAGGAUAAAAUAAAUUUACUUAGAAAAGAGUCUAUCUCAUAUCCAAAAAGGAAUGAACCCAAUGAUUGGAUAGAAGUAAAAAAGAAGAAUAAAUAUCCUCAAAAAGUUGAGAGUAGGAAAACAAAUGGAAGAGAUAAUAGGAAAAAAGAAAGAGAGCAAUAUAGGACCCCAUUACCACCAAAGAGAUUUAUUCCUACAUAUAAUAGGUAUGAACCAUUAAAACGAAAUGAUAAUGGAAACUAUGAUCCUUUUUUAGAGAGAGGCCAAAGAGACAGGUGUUAUAUGAGCCCAUUCCCACAGAAAAGAAGACACAGAGAGUACGAGGAGGGAGAGAUAGGAGAAUUGGAGGAAAUGGAAAUGAGAGAAAUGAGGAGACCCGAAGGAAAAAUAAGGCGGAGAUAAAGAUUUUUAACCUAUCGGAUAAAAUUUUAGAUGACAAUCAUAAGAAAGUUUUAAGUAAAGGUUUUAAAUUCGUUCCUAGUUGUCCAAUCAAUAAAUUUGAAACCUACACAGAUUUAAAUAGGUUCACUAGGAAACUUUGUUUAAAAAAGUUUUUUAAAGAGAAGGAAAUUAAUAGUAUGAGAAACCAAGAUGAUGAAACUAAUGAAUUUCAACAUACAGAUUUAAAGAACCCCUCAAAAUUCUAUCCUACUUAUUUAAAAUCAAAAGAAAUGAAAGUAUUUGAAAAAGCCUGCAUUAAGGAUAUAAAAGAAAUAAAAGUUAAAAACAAUAAAUAUCAGAAUAACCUAACCAUUAAAGAGAAAAAAGCAAUGAUAGAUCUAAAGAAAGAUAAAAAUAUAGUUAUCAAACCUGCCGAUAAGGGGGGUGGAGUGGUCAUUUUGAGUAAGGACAGUUAUAUAGCGGAAAUCAAACGACAAUUAGAUGAUCAAGAAACGUAUAGAAAACUUAAAAGUGACCCAUCGACUGAAAUAAGGAGAGAGUAUAUUAAAAUCUUAUAUAAGGGUCUUAUGAAGGGAAUUUUAAUGUCCAAAGAAUAUAAAUUUUUGAAUACAGAAUUCCCAAGAACACCCGUUAUAUAUGUUUUACCAAAGUUACACAAAGAUAUACAAAAUCCACCUGGGAGACCUAUAGUCUCAGGGAUAGGAUCACUAUUGUCACCUUUAUCUAAAUAUGUUGAUACAUUUCUACAGCCGAUAGUUAGGACUUGUCCUUCUUUCCUUAAAGACUCCAUGAGUCUGUUACAAAUUUUGAAAGAUGUUAAGUGGGAGGAAGAUUUUUUACUUGUCACAUGUGACGUAGCCAGCCUCUAUACAUGUAUUCAACAUGAUAGAGGCUGUGAAGCAACGAGAUGUUUUCUCCAGACUUCUAAAAUGUAUCAUGAAGAACAGAUUGAUUUUAUCUUGGAAUCUAUCAAAUUUAUUUUAAACAAUAAUUUCUUUUGGUUUGAAGGUGAUUUUUACCUACAAUGCAGAGGAACUACUAUGGGGACCAGGUUCGCUCCCAGUUAUGCUAAUUUAUUUAUGGCCCAUUGGGAAGAAAAUUUUGUUUUUUCCCAACAUGACUGGGUAGCGAACCUGGUCCUCUAUAGAAGAUAUAUUGAUGAUAUUUUCUUUAUUUGGAAAGGUGGUGAAUCAUCAGCUUUAGACUUUUUAAAUUAUCUUAAUACUAAUCAAUGGAAUAUUAAACUAACCCAUACAAUCAACCAACAAACUAUAGAUUUUUUAGAUUUAAACAUCUAUAUUAAAAAGAACAAAAUUGAGACAUGUACAUUCUUUAAACAGGUGGAUGUGAACAGCUUCAUAGAAAAGGGAAGCUGUCACUUUCCACCUUGGCUGGAUAAUAUCCCAAGAGGCCAAUUCCUUAGAUUGAGAAGGAACUGUUCAGAAAUAGAAAAAUAUAAUUUACAGGCCUCCUCACUAAAAGGUCAAUUUUUAGAAAAAGGUUAUAAGGAAGCUAGUCUUGAGAAUACAAUUCAAAAAAUUGGGGAAUUAAAUAGAGAAGAAUUGUUGAAAUACCAGCAAAAGAAUGAUAAAAAAUAUGAAGAUACAAUCCCACUAAUAUUUAAUUUUAACAAAAAUCAUUCAAAACUGAAGCAAAUUUUUAAUAAGAACUGGCAUUUACUUCAACAAGAUGAUGAUAUUGCACCUUAUAUAGGAGAGAAACCUAAAAUUAUAUAUAGGGGGGCCCAGAAUCUUAAGCAAAUUUUAACAUCGAGUUUUAUUGAAAAAACUGACAAUAAUUUUUUAAACAGUCAGAAGACCAUUUUAAAAGGUUUUAAUUUUUGUGGAAAAUGUAUGGGAUGUAGAACAUCUAAAAUAAAAGAAAAAAAGAUUUUAUCCUUCCACUCCAAUGUUAAUUUAAAAGAGUACAAGAUAGAUAAAUUUAUCUCUUGUAAGACUAAGAAUGUUAUAUAUGUGUUGGAGUGCCCCUGUGGUCUACAAUAUGUGGGCAAAACAUCUAGAUGUGUGGCCACGAGGGUGCGUGAACACAUAUAUAACAUCAAAAAAGGACUUAAAACCCAUAAUGUCUCUCUACAUUUUCUUGAACACCACAAUCAGGACCCAAGUCAUAUAAAGUUUUAUGGAAUUCAAACGGUUACAAAACAUUGGAGAGGAGGUGAUAUCAACGCAAAUUUGAGUAGAUGUGAAAUGGGUUGGAUUUUUAAUUUGGACACACUAUCACCUAAAGGACUUAAUAUGGAUUUUGAAAUGAGUGUGCUCAUUUAAUUAUUUUUAAAAAACGGUUUAUAGUUAUGAUUUUAAUAUAAAAUGAUUUUCUAUAUAUAUAUUUUUUAUGAAUAUAUGUAUUAACAAUCUAUAUGUUUUACUGUUCUGUGUUUCACAGACAUAUUAAUGAUGUUAUCUCUUUCUCUCUUGUUUUAAAUGUUAUAUGGUAUUCUCUUCUCUUCUUUUAAAUAUACUUAUGAAAAAUAUGUCUGUGCAAUUGCAUAUGCUUUUUAUUAGCAACAUAGGUUUAUAAAGAUCGAGAUGUUUGUACUUUGUUACAAAUUGAAGAAUAUAUUGCCAGGAUAGUCCCAUACUGAAUAUAUUAUAAAGACUCUUUUAAGAUGGCUGCGGCAGCUUCAGGGAGCUAAUUUGAGUUACUUCCGGUUCGGGAAAAAGACAUCUGACGUCAGACGCAACUAAACGCAAUCUGACGUAAAAAUGGGUGGAGACAAGUAAGCCGGCCGGCGAAACCAGGAAGUACAUGGACGCCAGCGAACGGAGAUUUUUGGCGCCAAAUUCAAAUGGUAUAUAUACAGAGUAUGGAGACGAACAUUUUAUGCACUUUGAAAAAGACUGUUUUGACGGUCGAAACGCGUCAGUGCUGCUACCUUAUUGAUUUUCACUUGAAUGCACUUUAUAGAUUUCCCUGUUUUUAACUAUAUAUGUUAAAUAAAUUUUUGACCUAUAUCCCCUAUCUCCUUUGGAAUCAUUUAUAUCUCCUGUAUCCUGGCAAAAGUGGAGAGAUCUGGAGGUGUGGUGGAGUCAAAUACAUCAGGGAUUUGAAAAGAGCGACAAAAGUCAGAGCCUACUAUAUGUGGCUCUGCAAAGUGUGAGUGGAACCAAUAUUUACUUAUUGAUAAUCUUUUAGUCCAACAGUAUUAUGCUAUGUUUAUCCUUUUCUGUAUAUAGGUAACAUCUAAAGGACAAUCAAGCAUUUAUAAGUAUAUUAUACACAUAUUUUUACCUGCACUCCUCUAUCUUUAUCUUUUAACAAUAUUUGUAUUUGUGUGUUUUUUAAGUGGUUUUUUAAACACUGUGGAGUUGCACUUAUAUUCCAGCUACCACCCCCACACUUGUGUGUGUUUUUUUGCACUUUAUUGUGUAGACUUGUUUGUUUUGUGUGUUAUUAGUUUAAGCAGACUGUGAUUGUCUAUUAUUGUGACUUAGAUGAUGAUCAGAUCACAUUUUAUGACCAAUUUGUGCAGAAAUCCAUAUCAUUCCAAAGGGUUCACAUACUUUUUCUUGCAACUAUAUCUUGUGGACAGAAGCAGUCCAUCAGGGAGGUUGUUGAGUUUAGGUUCAGUUAAUACAGGGUUUGCAUUUUUAAUGUUAAUUAAAUUCUGUUUCUAAGCCCCUGGGUUCCUGUGUACUUUAGAAGUCCAGGGGUUCCAAUUAAUUUUAAAAGCAGUCGGGCACAGGAUUCAUUGGGGCAUCUGGACACUGCUGUAGGACCAUUCCGAUUUGAAAAUAAAACUUUCAUUUUUUAAAGUCUUAUAUUGCUUUUAGUGAUCCUGUCAGUGCCAGUCCCAGAAAAGCAAUUAUUUAAAUAGUCUCUUGUGGUUUUAACCAUGGUCAUAAAUAAAUCUUUAAUUCGUGUAACCCUGAAGAAUUUCGCAUAACUGCAGUGGUCUUUGGUUUUUAGGAACGGAAGUCAUUGUUUUAUUUUUAGAUACAAAAAGGAAAUAACAUCUUUACUGCCAAGCUAAGUGUGUGAUAUCCUGACAAACUCAUUUUCUGCUAUUAUAAAAUUCCACUGGAGAAAAUGCUGAUCACGGAAUGAAUGUAUUCACUAAAAUGCGUCGUCCCAACAAAAGACAGCCAACAUAAAAAUGGUGCAGCAGAACCUAUACUAUUACACAAACCGUUUGAGUUUUCUGAAAGAGGCAAAGGAAUUGGUUUUGCUAACAAGACAUUUGUUACUUUGAAGAUGUCAAAUGUUAACUCAUAUAUUUUAAUACACCUUAAAUGCAAAAAAUAAUAAUUCAAAUGUUUCCAUCUCUCUUAGAUCAGUUCUAUCUAAGGAUGGAGUAUUAUAUGUCAAACUGCGUGCUGGGCAGCUUUCCUACAAGGAGGACCCCAUGGGAUGGAGAAGCUUGCUGGCUCAGACAGUCACUCACAGAAAUUCAGAGGCCCGCAGCUUUAAGGUAACUAAUAUUUGUAGGUCUUUAGUGUCAAUCACGUAGUUCUUUGUUUGCAGUGGAACUACAAUGUCAAUGAUCCUAAACUAGACACAGGCACCUUAUAAAGUGGCGCUGCCAAAUUUCUUUCCCUAAGUACAUUUGAAAGCAAUAAUGAAAGUGAAUUAAAUUAUUAUUGUUUUGUCUGGUUUUCAAAUAAAUUCGGCUGAAAUUACAACAAAUAUGUCAUUGUAGUGGCGGCCAUCUUGAUAGUGUAUCACAAUUCCCAAGCUGUCAGGGACAAAUUACUGAUAAAAAAUUAUACUGAUAAUAACAAAGGCUUUAGACAACAGCCUAUCACAGUAUGUAUUUUACAGGAAAUUGUUCUUUGAACUCUAGUUAGGCAAUAUUUAUAUAAUUUAUUUUUCCUAUACCUUGAUAUUUUCUUCAUAGUGUUGUGUUUUAAAAUGCUCGAACAUGAUUGCACGGACUGCUUUUGUUGACAGAUCUGCUUUAAUAGAAAGCUCCAAAUAACGUAGCCCCAUCCCCCCAUGGGAGCAGAUAAACCAUUUUGUAAUGGUUUGACAAAUUACUAUCUGAAGCCUGCUGGACGCUGGUCACCUACUACAUGAGAGCCAGACGUUCUCAGCAUUGAGCUAGUCCGGUGUGCAGGAUUUAGAGUGCUAACCGAAACUUCUGGCUCUCAAAGAAGGAGGUGAGCGGUGCCUGAUGGACCCUAGCUAAGUUAUCAAACCAUUAGCAAACUAUUUAACUACUUACAUUGGGAAAGUGGGCAUCAGGGCACUCCUGGCACCAUAAGCACUUUAAAGAACACUGUAGUGAUCAUGGUGCUUUGAUUGUUGCUUAGAAGUUGAUUGCAGCUAAGUAUCAUGCAAUUUUUUUUUUUUUUGAUUUUUUUUUUUGCCAGACUACUAGCAAUUUGAUUACUCUUCUAACCUUGCAUCCCUAUGAGUACAUGGGUUUUUGGAAGCAGUUUACUCCUAAUAGCUCAGCCUUGCUCCUAUUUUUCUAAAAGCUCAUACUUGAUUGUUCCUGUCCUGUUUGCUCCAUGUUGUUUCAGCUAGGACACGUAUUUUUAAUAUAUGCAAUAUUCUAUGUGAAAUAAUGUGUGUAAAUUACUUUGACAAUUACUAAUGACACUUAAAGUCAAACUAUGAGGUUUUGUUAUAGAUAUUUUCCCACUGCGUAACUUCGCUCAUCAAACUAAAAAUAACAAAGGACAGUGUAAGUACCAUAAUCACUACAGCUCAGCAUACUGGCUAUGCUGUCCUCCGUUUUUGUCAAAUUGUUUAGGAGCAGUUUGACAAAAAAAGCAGGGUUCUUCCGCAGCUAUCCAGCUGACGGGAUAAUAUGGAAGCUGCGCCUCUGCAAUAUGAGUAUCAAGUUCAUCUAAAUUUCAGAGCAGUUCUAAGUUCUAAGUGCUGGGGGCAGGUUACCCACAACCCAGCCUAUCACGGCCAUCCAUGACAAUAACAUGUGGCACGUCCUCCUUAUUAUUUGCAAUAGCCAAAUCUUGUAAGAAAUAGACAAAAUGUAUAGAAUCUUGGAGUUCUACUUCCAAGACUUUAUGCAUGCUAGUACAUGUGUAAAACAAAAGAAAAACCUGUAAACAUAGGGUAAUAAAGCGUGUUUCAUCUACAUAAAUCUUCCAUUACCUUUUUUAUAUUGCUUUUGUUUAGUCACCUAUGUGAAAAUAGAUUUACAUUACAGCUGUACUGCAAACAUGGUAUUUUCCCAUAAAAGUAAGCAAGACCUACUUGCACAUGCACUGUACAGGCGUAGAGGCUUUACAUGCAUUAUCAUCUUCCGUGGGAGUAAAAGUAUUGGCCGAGAUAUCUCCUCAUUGCUAGAUGUGGUUCAUGUCUCCCUGAAGGAGUGGGUAACUAAGACAAUUGCUGCAGAAAAGACAUUUAGUGAUAACUAUUUAUAUUUUUCUAUUUUUAAAUGUUUAUAUUGUUUGAGAUGCUUGCCCUUGAAGCACACAAUGAUCUUUUUUUUGUUGUCCUUAAUCCCCAUAACAACAGAGUUGGUAAUUUCUCAAGUCAUUAAUUUCAGAAACUUUAAAUGUGAAUGGUAGGUGCAUGAAAUAACAGUGUUAGGCUUUAAAAUUGACACAAUCCACCCUAACUUAAUUUUGCUCAUUCUUAUUUAUUUUUUUCUCCGACUCAUUAAUGCCUGAAGACUGAAGUAAAGUGGAAACAGACAGAGAAAACACAUAGAUCUAAUGCAAACCAAAAAACCUUUGGAAAGAGUUUUGUUUUAUGUGUUUAAAACUGUUGUAGAUGAAAUAUCUGCUUCAUUUAAAUUGUGAGAUCUGCUUAGUGUCUCAAUGUUUUAGGUGAAGUAACGUCUUAGAUAUUUUUGCCAAAUGUAAUCUUGAUGACAUGUACAUUGUCAUCUCAGAAGUCAAGUCACUUGUCUUUCGGUUUAGUUUUACUUGUAUCCAGUUGUAAUCCGUAGAUUUUUUUGCAUUGUGUAAUGUGACAGUUGCAAUCCGGAAUAAAAUCGCUACAAAAAAAGGCAAAACAGAGUCUAACAAUAUCUGCAAGAAGCAUCCUACAUGGCCAGUAACAUCAAAUUAGUAACACUGAGAGUCCUGUUGUAAUCUUGAAAAUGUAAAGACUCUGAUUGUGGCAACUCCUUACAGUAAGUUAUUUGAAGGCUAUGCAGUUUGGUAAACAGCACAAAACAAAUAACAUUCCAAUCAUAAUUCUGUCUUUUCAGCCGGAGGCUAUAUCUGCUUUCACAUCUGAUCCAGCAUUGCUGUCAUUUGCCGAAUACUUUUGUAAACCAACAGCUGAUAUGGGUCAGGUAAAAAUUCUGCAUGUUUUCAUUUCACCCAUAGAGUAAUUAUGUACCACUUAAACGCUUCUCAUCCUUAAAGAUAAACGAGUACCAGAACAACUUAUGCUCA